Messenger RNA from Xyrichtys novacula (pearly razorfish), 69415 nucleotides. NCBI's taxonomy places the organism in Eukaryota, Metazoa, Chordata, Actinopteri, Labriformes, Labridae. The record is from the annotation of a GenBank genome assembly.
AAACUGUUGCCUGGUGAUCUGCUCGCAGCUUGUCAACCGCACGAUCCAGUUACUGUAGCUGCCUGCUGCAAUGAAAAUAUCUCCGUUUGUGGGUGGAUAUACGGGCUGAGGUCCAUCAUUUUUUACCAAAGACUGACUGAGUGAGUACUUUAUCUUAUCAAUACGCACUAAACCCUUUUCAAUUGUAUGAAUUUCUUCUGUCGGUGCUGACAAGGGAGACAGCGAUAUCAAGCUUCAGGUUUGUUUUAUGCUAAUUUGCGGUUUUGUGUUUUUUUUGUGGCGAAACAGGCAAAGCAGCAAGAGAACAACUAGCUUUAUUUGAGCAUAACUGACCUUAAACCAGGAUUUAAAUCGCUGCUUAGGUGAGUCAGGUCUGAACUAAGUUGGCUUGAGUGUUGCCAUAUGUUCGACUUGUUGGAUUUAUUGCUGCCCUGCAUUGAAAAUGUGGGAGCUAGUAUCAUUAAAUCUGUGGGCAGUGGGAGCUAACACACACACACACACACACACACACACACACACACACACACACACACACACACACACACACUAAAGGUACAGUACAGCCGAGCACCAGCCUAUAUAUUAAAACCAACAGUUUGACAGCCACGUUUUUAUGUUUUAUGUGUAAUGAUCUGCUGUUAAGGAUGUGAGAGAAAGUGCUACAGUAGAGGUGAAUUACAGGUACCUGUAUAACAUUUAUUUAGCAAUAUUGUGUGAAAAUUGAACAACAAAUGUUAAUGGUUCCUUUUUUUCACUGCUCUAAUUUAAUGCUGUGUCUAAAAAUGUGUCAUUAAGUUAUAUGAAAAUGCUGUGACGUAGCUGUGUCAGUUGUUAUUUGCAAAACCUGCACCAUUAUGUCCAAUUUUAAUGAUUAUAAACACAAUUCGGGCAUUGAUAAUAGUGGUAACAAUGCAUUGGUUAUAGAAGGAGCUGUGAAAGUGCUGCAUCUGAAUUCCACAUAUUCACUUUAUCACCACGCAUGAGUCAUUCUUGUGUUGAUAGAGGAGAAAAUAUAUGAUCCACACAGCAAUGCCCAGUGCAUUCCUGAUCAUAUUAGCCUUCUAGGUCUGGGCCUAGGAGAGCAGUUGGCUAAAAUCUGCUCUGAAAAACAAUAGACUGGAUGCCACAGCAUGGAGGAAGCACACUGACGCACUCAUGUUUGAGGAGAACAGAUGACCAAAGGCAUUUUCUCUGCAGCCCUCAGUGUUCUAAGUUCAGGCUUGUAUUAUCCUCCUCCACUUCACCUGUGUUGAUGGUGUGCGGCUGAGUAAGAUAAGGGAGUAAUAGACCACACAGCGAUGUUUGGAGCUCAGGGAGACAGAGUUUAUUUUGGUGCCGAGGUUUUGCAUACUGAUGAGCAGCUCCUGUGCCCACAGCACCGUAGGAGACUGGGAGAGUGAGUAGGCUACGUGAGUCCUUGAGCUUUUCCCAGAAAGGAGUGGAUGAAAUGGAGAAAGUGGUAUCUGGAGUCUUAUCUGAUUCAAUAAGAGUAAAGAGUGUGUGGAUACCAGAGGAGGUACUUUAAUCACGUUAACAGAUUCUGCGGUUCGGUUUCACUCUGCAGAACACAGAGGGACUUUCAGGCAUUGUCUAACUUUCUUUAAUUUCUUUAAUUUUCUUUAAGUGCAGUGUGUGUGUGUGUUUGUCCCUCAUAGAGGGUACCUUGCUGAUUUUACACAAAAAGUUUAAUUUACCUGACUCUAAAACAACUACUCAAGCUGUAAAAACAGUUGCAUAAUUUAUUUGUGGGCUGUAGUAAGAGUUUUCUGAGGUGUGGCACGUUUACUCUUAUUAUAUCAUCAAGGUUAUCUGGGGAUGUCAGUGGGUUAUCAUGGGAGACAAGGCUUGAGAUUUUCCUUUCUUGAUGGAUAACCUGUGCUAUCAUGUUGGGAUGCACCAACAUCAGUGAUGGCCGAUAUUUGCCCAGUUGACAGGCAUUGGCUCAUUGACAAAUAAUGUGUCAUUCUCCAUUUAUUGGUGGCAAGUCAGUGUACUUCUUAGUCAAAGAGGAGGUUUUUAUUGGCCUGGUGGACAACCUGUGAUUUAUUUUCAUGCUCAAAUGUGAAAGAAAAUAACAGCAGUGUGGGAGGAUUACACCUCCAAGAAAAAUCAGUGACUUAAUAGAUUGCAAGACAUGUUCCAGUGACAUUUAAGAAGGAGGAACUAGAAGCAACAAUUAAGAUACACAAAAAUCUUCUUGUUCAUUUGAAAACAGACAGUAGUAAUAAGUAAAGUAGUAAUUCAGAAACAUUUGUUUGGAAAAACUGUUAUAUUAAACAUCAGCAUCUUUUCAGAAUUUCACAAUUGGUGCAUUUUUGUUUGCAGGUGUUGGCACUGAGUUUGACAGACACUCUGUAGGACUUUGCUCAUCACUUCACCUAACUCUAGCUUAUUUAAAAUAGUUUCAGGCAUUGAAAAUGAACAUAUGAUCAUUCUCUACUCUGAUGGUCUUUUUUGAUUUCAUAAGUACACAUAGAGGCAUCACUUUUGAGUCUGUUUUAUAACCAGCUAAAAACUCCUCACUGGAGCUUUAAUUUGCUCCUUUUGUCUGAUUUGCAGAUGUCUACACUUGAGAGGAAACAGACUAAUGCACAACAUUUUGGCUGUCAUUAGCUGUUUUCUGUUACCUUUUAUUUACUCGCUCUUGAAUUUAAGAUUUGAAGUACAUUUUUGGCCUCCACAGUACUGCAGUUUUUGGCCAGCUUUGAGUUUGAUGUAUGUCCUUUUUCUUUUAUGUGCCCUGUGCCUGUGUUGCAUGCAAGGUGUAAAUAAUGAAUUCAUCUGCAUUUCCAUGUAAUGUUGUUUCAAACCUUUAUCACAGUUAAGCCCUGUGUUUUUGACUGUGUUUAUAUCACUAAUCAGAUUCUUGAUGUGUGCAGCACUUUGUCAUGUUGGUCAGUUUAGAACCAUGCGCUAAGAUUACCAGUAAGUACAAUUAUAAAGGAACCUAUAGGAGUCAAAUUACAAUGUAAGCCUCUGCAGCUUCCAUUGUUUCUUUUUGCUUUGACUUUUGCGUGUCUGCCAACUGAAUGGAAGAGUGCCGCUGAAUCACUGAAGUGCCCCUUUAACUCAAGGAGACAGAGCUGCAGUAGGACAGUUCAGUGUUACUGAAGAACAGCUAGCCAGUUAAACUGACAAGAGUUCACACAGAGUUCUGAGCUUUGAGUUGACUUUUCAUGUACUUUGUUAAGAAUGACUUUCAUUUCUGUAUUUUGCAGUGGACUCAUUUUUGUAUAAAGGGAAGAAAUGGAUCUGUUUUUGGAAAGACACUCAUAUAAUCUGAUGUUUUUUAUUGUGCAGGUGAGAGUGAGCCACUAACAAAGGCAUGCAGCGGAUAUUAUGGCUAACAGCUGGCACGCACCCCUCGAGAGCCAACAGCUGGCUGCCUCACACCGUCCUGUAGCUGGGCCUCCUCCGCCUGAGCCCCAUGCACCUCCUGCAUCACACCUUUUGACUUCAUGAAGAUCCCUGGCAUUGGUGAUGUGAUGAAUAAAUUUGAAGUCCUUGGGAUUGUGGGUGAAGGUGAGAUUUCUGUUUUGGUGUAUGUUUUGAGCAUGUUUUAUCUGUUGUUAGUCUGCAGCAGUGAGUUCAGUGGAGACUUGGGCCACAGCUGUUCAUGUGCGGUGAGACAUGCACUCACAGAUUUGUUGUAGGGCUUUUUGGUGAGCAAUCAUUUGAUUGUUUUUAUCCAAUUUGCCUGUGGAACAAGGCUGUUAAAAGCCUGAUGUGUUGUUCAUGACUGUGCAGUUGGCUAAGGUCAAGGCCAAUUAUUAUUUAAAUGUUAUUCAUGAAGAAGGAAUUCAACACUAAAAACCUAGGCUAGGUGACCUGAAUGCACAGUUUUGUGAUGUCUUUAAGAUGAUUUUUUUAAACUCACUCCUCCGUGGGCCGGGUGAUUUGAUAGUUAAAUUUCUCUCAAAAUGCUCACUUAAAACAGCUUACUCUCACCCCCUCAAGCCUCUUGGUUGAUAUAAAGUGGCAGAAGCCCUGAGGUGAAACCACCCACUUGUCCCAGUUUCUAACACCCGUACUCCCACAGCCCAGAAGUUUCAUAAUGUGCAUAUAAUGUGUCCCUGGAAGACACAGGAAAACUUUGAGCCUGAUUUUGAAGGCUGAGUGACCAACCAAAGACAAGUCAUUCUGGAAGGAAGUCAGCACUUUUUGUGCCACUUUAAACUGUAAAGUUGAAGAAGUUUUUGUCUUACUCCAGCUCUACUCUCUGCCUCUGCGCCCACAGCACACUGUGCUCCACUUGAUCCAGCAUCAUAGAUUUUUUCCUCAGUGGUCUUGGGGUCAGUCAAUUUUGUUAAUCAUUGAGGACUGAGUGCAGCUUGUCGGCUCACUCCAGCAGUGAUAAACACACUGAAUCUUAUAUAAUUACAUCGAGGUCCUUUUCUGAGAAGGAAAAUAAAUAGAGAUUUUGGAGGUUUUUCUAUUUCUCUUUGCACUGUCCAGUCAUCUUGUUAGAUUUUCUAAGUAUACUAAUCUUUAUUUAUACAUGUAUUCACACUCAAAAUGCAAAUGUAAGGCAAUUGAGAAAAAGACAAAAGCUUGUGUGUAGGUGUGGCAGAAAUCAGGGGUAGGCUGAUGAUUGGCCUUGGCCAAUUUUGGCAACUCUCACUAAUUCCUCGUAUGUAUUAUCUAGUAUUAUUUAUUAUGGAGCGCAAAUCACUUUGUAUAAAACCAGAUUGGUAUCAUCAAUGAACAAAAUAGGAAAAGAACAAUUACAAGCGACUAAAAGUCAUUAAGAUAAAUGGAAGAACAGAGGUGUUUAGGUGUACCAAGUUUUUUUUUUAAAAGCUGAUUGAACAAACUCCUUCUGAAUCUGGAAGAAUCUGAUGGGGAUACGUUGAAGGGUACUUUCCCAAACAAUGCUGCCAUGAUAAAUAGGGAUAAAUACGGCGCAGUCGCAGAGAGUCACUGUGAUGACUCGGCUCAAACAGCGUAUCCCCCGGGAGAGCUACGCAAUCCCUGAAAGCCCAAUAGGCUGUAUCAGGUGUUAAUCACAGAAAACAUGAACCCCCUAAUAACUUUUAAAAAAGGAGCUGUACAGAAAAAAAAGGACUUGAGCACAAACCAGUCCUACAGUAACUACAUGUCAACAUCACAAGCAGGGGGGAGAAAAAUUUAUAUUCUGUGUAAUAAAUUUCUAAAGUUUGUCCACAGCUCCAUAAGCUUCGCUGCCAGAGGCGGGAUUUAUGACCUAUACUGCAGCCCAUCACCAGAGGGUGCUGUUCUUGGAGUGGCUUCACCCAGCUAGGAGACAGACUCUGUCCAUUCUAUAUAGAGUCUAAGGUUUUAUCAAAAAGCAUUCUGUUCUCCGGCACGUAAACAAUCAGCCGUUUGGCCAUGUUGGAUAUACUGUGAUCUGACGUCGCAACAAUACGCAAUCUGAUUAGUCAGAAGUGGACACACAGUAUGCGAAACUUAAAAAAAACGACCAUGAUCCGAAAAAAUAAAUGCCCCAAUAUCGCAGGAUAGGAAAACAUCGCUGAUGUGAACGGAUUCAGAUGUAUCAGAUUCACAUGAUUUCUUUGAUGCAAUGUUUACCGUCCAACCUAAUUGCAAUAAAAUGUUUAUUCAUUGUUAAAAUUAUAGCAAGCAAAAUGGGAAUUAAAAAAAUGUGAAUUGUGCUCAUUAGUACAGUAAAUACUGUUGGGUUUUUUAGGGACAUCUACAUCUACUACAUCAUUACAACAAGUGAAUUUUAUACAGCUGGUUACAUAUUUAUUUACAGUUUGUAUCAAUGCUAACAGGCACUACAAGCAUUAAUUUAAUCUUUAAUAGUUUUAAUUCUAUAACCUGUUUACAAACUUGUUAUCAGUUGUACUAAUGCUCUGGCACUAAAUUCACUUCACUUGUUAUGACUAUACUUAAUCAACCUUCGGCACAUUUGUUUAAUCUUAUUUGACCACUAUACCCACCUACACCCAUCCUUAAAUAAAGGCACAAGGAGCCAUAAAAAAACUGACUUGUCAAGAUGAGACAGUUUUCGACAAAAUUUCUUGAAGAAUUUAAAAUAAAUGACAUUUUUCCUCAGAAAACUGUGAAAAAGGGACAAAAUUUAAUCAUGUGAAGCAGAAGACCACAUGUAGAAGGACUGAGAGAUUUUAACAUGGAAGAAUAUUUUCUCUUCCAGUUUUAGUGAGUUUGAGUCUCUCAAGUUUUGCUGCUAAGAAAAGGAAAAAAAAUGAAGAAAAUGGGGAAUACUGAUGACAGAAAAAGGCUUUGGCUGGAAUUUGUUCCUAAAAAAGUUCUCAAAAAGGAUAGAAAUAGCUGUAUGUGAUUUUUAUAUGAAUUGUAUUUUUUUACUUAGUAAUGAACAAAAAGGUCCUUUUAUCAGGAGGAACAUUGUACAAUCUACAGCAACGAUGGACCAAAACCAAGAGGGUCGGUAUAACUGACAAAGUGACUUCAGAUACUGAAUUUGCUGUUCAUUAGUGACUUCAACAUUUAUUUGAAUGAAUAAAAACAUGUGUCAUACUUUUAAAAACAUUGAUGUGGAGUACAGACAGUUUGAUUUUCAACUGUUAAAGCACACGUGACCGCUGGUCUAGUGUCAAUUUUGUUUCAAACCUCCAGCAGACUAACAGCAUGUUGAACAAAUAUGUGUCUCGGGUUUAGUGUUUGAUGCAUCUAAACCAUAUAAGAGAGACUAUAAGUGUGUGAAAGUAUCCUCUUGUGAAGCCUGGAUGACUUCCUGUAGCCCCGAUGUUCUGGGGAAGGAGCAGUUUGUCAUAUGCCUGCUCAGUCCGUGAAUUCCUCCUCAACCCUCGGGGGAUUUGUCUGUGUGACUGCCAGGGUCGAUAACAUCAGAACUACAGUAGCUUGCCAACACUUGUGUCCUACUUUCUGAGCCACCUGUCCUUUUUAGAGAGGGGGAUGUUUCUCUUUAAUUCAUGUGACCAUAUGAGGAGUGUUGACAAAGAGGAUUUCGACCUGUUUUCACUUGUUCUGUUGUAGUAUGCUCAAAUACAAGGAGCUUCGGACUUAUUGGCUAACUCUGUAAACGCUCUGAAUCCAGCCAGGUUUUUUUGUUUUCUAAUGACUUCUAAGUCCAUGCUACAAUCACAAACCACCUUUUUAUACCACAGGUAUUCUGUGGUUUCUAUUAUUAUUUCAUGUGGGUCUGCUUUUAAGUGAAGUAGCUCUACUUGAAAACAAGCAGAAGUAAUGUGUUGAUUGCUUUAAGACUUCAAAUGUCUCAAAAUGAGCUCUGGAAAAAUCUCAGUAUGAUAUGUGUUUUAUUUUUCUUUUAGGUGCCUAUGGUGUUGUUUUGAAGUGCCGACACAAGGUAAGAUUUUAUUAAAUUUUUAUUUAAACACCUUAGUUCUUAUUCUAUUAAACCGUUACAUCCAUCACUUCAGUUUUUUUUUUUAAAUAUAUGUUUCCAUAAAUUUUUGACUUGCAUUUGUUUAGGUUUAAAUAGCAAAUUUUUGUCAAGUAGUUCCACGAAGCUUACAUGAAAACACAAAAACUAACACUAGUGGGCAUCCUGGGGAAAAUUUUUCAUGGGGAAAGUCCCACCUCCUUCGCCUCUGAUUGGCUAGAAAAGCUGGAAACGUCAUCACAUGCUCAAGCCAAACGGUCAGCACUUAUAGCCAAUCAGAGGCGAUAAGAUAAGCACAUGAAACUAUGGUAACAACCAUUAGCUUACGUUAGCACAGAUGAAAGUUAAAACAAAGGCGUUUAGCAAACUGUUAAAGCACACAAACCAUUGUCAUAUGAGAGAUCCGACGCUAUGACUCUCCACAAGUUGUCUUUCAGGCCGUUAUCUUUGUAAUGUUUGUGCCUUUUAUCAAAAAGCACUCUGUUCUCCGACACGUAAACAAUCAGCCGGUCGGCCAUGUUGGAAAUACCGUGAUCUAAAGUCGCAACAAUAUGCAAUCUGAUUGGUCAGAAGUGGACACACAGUAUGUGAAACUUUAAAAAACGACCAUGAUCCGAAAAAAUAAAAGCCGCAAUAUUGCAGGACGGGAAAACAUCGCUGAUAUGAACACUUGUAUUGACAGGAUACGGGUUCGAAACAAAAUUUUGACGUCCGAAAUAAUUGCACGAAAAAAAUGGUCCCGGUGUGUAAGGACCUUUACACCUACAGAAGAGGACAAGCUGGCAGAGAAUUUGUGAGAGUGGCAAGAAGUGAGCAGGAGCUGAUCCAGUAAUGGGCAGCAGGUGAGAGAGGGGGGAGGGGCAGUGAAGUAAUUCUAUUGGCACACAGGCAGGUGUGACCAGCUCUGAAACAACAGGAGAGUAGGAUCUUCCUUGAAGCACAAAAAUCAACACAUUAUUGCUUAGGAUAUACCAGGGUAAAAAUAUUUUAGGGUCAAACACUGUAACACUGAGUUAGACACUCCGUAGAGAGAUGAAUGUUGCCGACCACUUGCUUCUCCAGUUAUACCAACUUUAGUAAUGACCGCACGAUAGCAAUACACAGUGAUCUGAGGAACCAUAAACAAACCUCAACCAAAAAGCCACUCUUUAGCCAUAAAUAAUGCUCAGAACAGCACCUAACUUCAUCAACAGUACAUAUAGGGUCCCAGCCAUAGCACUAGCCACCAAACAUCUUUUUAACUUUGCCUCAUUUCUUUAUUAAAGAGACUAAACACAACUCACCCACUCUCCUCCAGCAGCCACUUGUUUGUACGGAGACCUCUGGCGAGUCCAUUAUGAUCAGUUUUUGCAGUUAAAGAUAUCCAAGACCCCUAUGACACAGCCUGAAAAUGUUGUGGCAGUUUUUGACAUUAUAGUAAUGCAGUGUGUACAGAAAUGUUGAAAAUAUUAACAAAUGAAAAGCAUAAAAAAGAAAAAGAAAAGAGUGUAACACAGCUUCUCUCAUGCACAAAGACAGAUUUCCUGACUUUUACCAGCUGCAUUUUCACAUCUGCUCAUCCAGACGGGCUAAAUAGUGUAAAAAUCCUGGUGAAGCUGGAAUAAAAAAAUUCUGCUGAUUGCAUUCACACAUGCAACUCAUCUUGAAAACCUUCAGGAAUAUUUUGGUAAAACUUCAGGAGUGUAAUGCAUGUGUGAAUACAGCAAUAUACUGUAUUCUGUGCUGCAUUCAUUCUUUUCUUUUAAUAAUACAGAGUGAAUUCUGUGUUUGUUAUCAAAAAGACGUGGGUUGUUGAAUUAAUUUGAAGCUCGCUCAGACAUGCUGCAGCAGACCAGAGAAAAUUAGUCCUCUUGUGAUUUUUUCAGGGGUUUGUGUGAGGCCAGUGGUUUUCAUGCACCUGGUUCCUCCAUGUUGGUUUACUGCUGUCAUCCUGAGCUGUAGAAAUACUGUGAUACUUUAAGUGGCUGCCAUGGACGGCUGUAAAAUUAGUUGGCGUGCUUUUGUCUCUGCCUGGAUUAAUAGCUGAGAACGAUCCGCUUUGAAUGGCAGCACAUUUGUCAACUUAAAAAUUUCCACCCCUCUGCCACUUCAUUUUUUUUUUCAUUCAUGUAAAAGCAUCUCAGAUAGACCAUUUUGCAUUGAAGCAAUUGAUUUUUUAGCAGCAGAAAGAGAAAAAGACAGGGGAAAAAACUAAACAAUAAAACAGCAGGGCUAUGAAAAGCAGGCGACCCACACUGCAGUUCUAGCUUUGUCAUCUCAGCCCAUUUAAGGAAGAGGCUGUGCCACAAUUUGACGGCAAUCCAGCAUGAAUAAGAGAGACUAACUACCUCCUACUUAGAGAUCUGCAGGAAACAAAACACUUUCUGAGCCUUCCUCAUCCAAAUCCUUGAUGCUUCUCCUCUCCUCCAAUCUGCUGCCUUCAUUACUAUGUGUAAUGCAGCAAUGCCCUUACUCUGUGUAUCCAUUAGCACAGGUUUCUAAUGUGAGCAAGUUAGCUUUAGUGUGAGAAAUGAAAAAAAUAGCAGCAGUCGACUGAUGCUGAGCGAGAGGAGAAAAAGAAGAAAAGCCCUGCUGUAAGCCGGAAUCACAGCCUAUAAUUACAGAGCUUUAUUGUUCAGACUGAUUGAUCCCGGGCCCAGGCAGCUGCAAAUGCCAAUGUUUCCAUUUUAUACAAGAGAACCUCCAUCAAUAGACCUCAGUUAGGUCCACACAACAGAUGGAGGCUGUUUCUUUGUCUGUGACACGUUUUCACUGUGCGAAAAUCUGUCAUCAGCUCCAUCAUGGCAAAUAUUUAUCAUCCUGAGCGAAUAAUGACUUUCUUUUUGACAAACACGUAUUCAGUGAAAGGUUGAUCAGAACGUUUCAUCUUAAAGCCGCAGACACAUCAGCUGCUCUUCUAGACUCUAAGGAUAAAGAAUAGACGGUAGUGAACAUUUGAUGCUGUUUUUUAAAUGUGCAAAUAUUGACUUUGUCAGGACUGUGGGAGCUGGUUUAAACACAGCUUUUAUAAGUAUCAUGUAUUAUUUAAUGCAUUAGGUAGAACACCAUGUUCUUUACAUACUGUCCAUACUGCAUUCAUUCUUCUGAUGCACGGGACAUAAAGUAUGAAUGAGGUCUUUAAACACGGUAUGAGGGAUAGGUUUGUAGGUCAGUACUUUUUAUAGUCAUUGCAGUUGCAAAUAUCAGGGUUUGCUGUCAUGAAUACAUACUAAAAAUCUGUAUUGGUAUUAGUAUUGAUAGUGGUGUCAAUAACAGCCCUGAAAAACCAUGAACUCCUACACACUGCACCUUUUAAAUUUGAGUUCAAAUCUCAGAGAUUUCAGUUAAGGCUUCUGUAAGCAGAAAUGAACUGGUUAUGAAACAGAGGGAAAUUAAUAUGGAUGCCUCCAUUUGAGCUAAAAGCUGAUUCAGGGUCAGUGAUAGGAGCAAGGUGACAUUUUUAAUUUGAAAAAAAAAAAACAGAACAUACACAUGAUCAGGUCAAAAUCAGUAAAGAGAGGAGAUACUACGUUGUCCUCAAUGGUUGCCAGAAUUGACAAAACUCAAAGUUCCUCUCAGGCACUCUAAAUGAUGUCAUUGUAUUUUUCAGUGUGUGCUGGCAAAUCGUGAUAAAACCGAUGGGUAUUUGGUGAAAGCUCUUGAAGUGUACUCUGGGUAAAUGAUUAAUAAGGACUAGAGAAAAUAAAAACCCAGAGGCAAAGAAAAAAAAAUAAAAUAACAGACACAGCUGUCCUUGAGGACCCUGUUUGGAUUUGUGUUGGUCCACUAAGGCAUCAACCAAAGCUUAAAACACCUGGAUCUAUCCCGAAGACCUGGUUCAGAACAUUUCAGAAUACUUUUGAAAGCACAUUGGCUUUCCAGCUGAGGCUUCGUCUGGUUGCUACGAUACAUCUGAUCCUCAGAGGUAAAAAUGUCAGCGCAAUGUAGAUAACCUGCUUUGAUUAAAGGGAAAGCUGAAGUACUGAAGUAGCAGACAGACCUGUAGUAAUAUGGGACAAGAAGCUAAGCUGACUUUUCCUCCAUUUUUGAUGUACAAGACUCCAAUGCUACAGGUUGGAUCUGAUGGUUGAGGUAUUUAUCUUACUUCUCCUCUACUGUAGCUGAACAGUUUCAAAAGUUAUACUAGUUCAAAAUCAGUCACAAAUAUUCAAGUCUUUAAGGUUGUCACUUAAAAAUAAUGGUCCAUGUUACUGCAUUGAAAUGCCAUUUUAGGAAAAAAAAAAUAAGAAUGGCCCAACUUUGUAUUUAUACAAUAUUUGUCCUUAUAUUAUUCUGGUUCUUCUGCUUGUUAAUAGCAUAAAAGACAUUUACUGCACCUUAUACAUAGGAGAUCAUGUACAGUGGAUAAGGAGGGUGAACCCGGCCUUCAUGCUAGUUGUGGGGCCCUGCUCACCGUGUCUGGAUUCUGAAUGGCAUAACCAACCGUUCAGUAGGGCUUGGCAUUUCCAGCAGCAUCAGGAUAUGAUGAGUAACGCGAUACAGAGCACAAAUACAUAACAUAUCACAAUACACUUGAUUUUGGAUGGAGACCACAUCCUACAGAGAGCUUGCUACGACAGCUGUCCUUUUAAUGUUGUGAAUGCAGACAAAGACAUGGUUUUAAGGAUAUAGCCCAAAAAAAAAUCUAGAUGCUUGAUUCGUUAAGCUCCUGUGAGGAACUUUGCCAGUUUUGGUGUCGCUCAUGAACAAAGCAGUUUCGCCUAUCUUUUCUUUUACUUGCUGAAGUUAUGUCUUUUGACAAAAAACACACUCUGCCAACUUCUGAUGGUCACAUGUAUUGUUCUCAUAUAAUUUUUAAUGUGGAAAAUGAAGAAAUAGGCCACUCGACUGACACCUACCACCUUAAAUAUUAAAAAUGAUUAUUUACAAAUGAUCAAUCUUGUCUCUGAUGGUCCUUUUUGCUUUUCAGUACCAUGAAAAGGCAUCAAUAUGAAGUGAUGAAGAGUUUUCAGUCUUUUUCAUGAACAACAGAAAACUUCACUUAGGGGCUCCAAUACAGGGUUUAGAGAGCAAAGGAUGAUGGACACAUAUGACACCAUUGUCUUUGUAGUUCCCACCAGCUGAGACAAAUCUGCGGUUUUCACAAGUUCAUAACUGUACUGAGACACUGUUGUUCUUGCUGUAUCAUAAAAUUGAUGCUACAGUUACAUCUCUAAAAACUGAUUAUUUUCCGACAGUGCCAACAGGCAGAUGUCAAAUGUGCCUGGCUCCUUUACAGAAAUUAAUUUGAUAAUUUGAUCAAAUAUGUGUUACCAGGUUGUCUUUGGUGUCAUUUCUGCCAUUAAAAUUUAAUUACCGUUGCCAAUAAGGAUUUUUGACCAAUAAGGAUCAAGUACUUUGCUCAGCUGGGUUAUGGAUCAUUAUCAUUUUUGAAAUUCCUACAAUUUCUCAAAUUUUGAUCCUGCAAGUGAAAUGCAGAUUCAAGGACUCAAGAGGUUUGAUUGUGACACUUCAAAAAUUCAAGUCUUAGAAAGUGCUUUGUCUCAUAUCUUAAAAAAGUCUUAUAGGGUUCAAUUUAAGCCACAAAAAAUCCUUGCAGUAUCACACCCCCAUAGUUAAGUUAUUUUUUGUUAUCCUGUUUUAUUUUGAUACUCACCUCUGUGUCUCAUUUCAGAUCCUCCAUUUCCUGCCCUCCUGUGUUCCCAGUGUGUGAUUACCUGCCCCUCCCUAAUGUGUUUCACCUGUGUCUGAUUGUCUUCACUCACCUCGAGUAUUUAGGCCAUGUACACACAUAGUCGGGUAUUUGUUAAAAUGAAUAUAUUUUUCUACAUUUUGUCCUGCUAUCCACACGAAGCCGCAUGAUUACAUCAUUUAAAGUUGUGCUUUUGGAAAACUUCGACCAAAGUGAAGAAUUUGGAAAACUCUGGAUUUGUUUGGACAUAGAUAACCAGAGUUUUAAGUUCCCAAACCUCAAUGUCUGCGACAACUAAUAGAUAAACAUCAUAUACUAUGCGCUCUUGUUUAUGUCAGGCAGUGGACGGCACAGAUAUAUACAGAAUUUAUAUUUUUGUUAGGAGCAAAGGAGAAGGAGUGCUUUGCAGUCAGUUAUUCCACACCAAAUUACCCUUCCUCCACCUUUCUUGUGUCUGUUUGACUUUAUACUCCAAAACGAUGCUUAAAAGCAAUUCCACCUCUUUGUCGGUCCACACGAACGAACUACACAGCGCUAUGUUUCAUGUUUAGAGAAGUGAUGAAGAGAAAGGGAAGCUUGCUCCGGUUGGAUAGAAUGGAUCUCACUUUUUGGCAAAUAGUACCAGCUCCAGGUCUGGCAUGCUUAUAACCGCGGUUAAUAGCACAUUUAAGCGGUUUUGUGUGGAUGGUAUUUUAUUUGUAAAUGAGGAUGUGCGUACGUGACUAUUUCUUUAAAUGGAGGGGGUUGGAUAUUUGUUUAUGAAAAUACCCGGCUACGUGUGUACAAGGUCUUAGUUUCUCUGUUCCCCUUGCUUCAGUGCUGGUUUGUCUCUUGCUAGUGCGAGUUACAUCCCAGCUUUUUUUUGAUAGAUCAGAGAUCUUUUGUGAAUGACCUUUGCCUACUUUUUGGACCUGUGUAAGCCUUCUGAUUUUGUACCUUUGCCAUAUUUUUUGACACCUUUUUAAGUAAAGCCCUUUGAACAUUUUCCCUGGUGCCAGAGUGCAUUUUUUGUCCUUUGUUUGUGCUGAGCCUGAUAUGCAGGUUUUGAAAAAUGUUUCAUUUCAAGAUAUGAAAUACGAAGAAAAAAAACUGAGCUGCUUGUAAUAAGUAAUAAGAAUUUCUCAAAUUUCAUCCAAUUUAAAUGUUAAAGUUUAAAUGUUAUUCAAAGAAACUUGAAAAAUUCCAGAUUUUUUUUCUUUCACACAUUAGCAGAUUUCUCACAUUUUUAUCUCAAUACAAGGAAAUCACUUCUUAAAGCCAUUGUGAGAAGUUUUUGAAGUAACUGAUUUAGACUGUAAUUCAUAUUGAUGCCGUUUGAUAAUAUAAAAAAAGCAAAUAUGACUAUCAGUGACAAGAUUAACAAUUAAUAUAUUAAUAUUGCCUGUUUUAAUGCCUUAAACCAGAUCAAGGGGUUUGAGUCAACCAAGCAGCAAAAUAAAGAGCCCUGAUUUUACAAUUUCUGUAUCAAACUUUGACAGUUAGUUAUUUGACCGACACGAGUCAGCAGGAUAAGAUUUGAUAUUACCAGACAAGAUAGCAGAGGACUGCUUUGUCCACAGGGGGCGCUUAAAUUGAUGCCAAGUCAAAUGGAACCGAUCCAUUUUUCCGAGAACACAAUCGUCUAAAGAAAUGUGUGUGUCGUCAUAAAACCACUGAGAACACUGUAGUGUAAACGCUAAAUCGCCAAGCCUGUAAUGCUGCCACAGAAAUACACCAAAAGCAAAGAAUAAGGAAACCUUUACAAUGUAAACAAACACACAAAGAACAAGAUCUGCUGUCAGCAGUUCAGUAUUGAUGCAUAUGGGUUGUUAACUUGGAAACUCGAAGGUGGCGUAUUCAGAUUUGCUCACUCUAGGACCUGGUUUAAAAAAUUUGCACACCCAAACUGCUGGCUCCACCUCCCUCUUUAAAUCCGGGUUCUCCACAGCAGGUGAAAGAUGAUCAUGUUUGAUCCUCAUCUCUGAAAAUGUAACCUCUCAGAUUAUUCCUUUGAAUGGAAUAAUUGGAUGUAUCACUCCUAAACUCAACCGCUGAUAGGCUGUGUGCUGUGGGAAAUGGAGUAACACUGCUGUAGUUAUGAAGCAAUCAUUAAGAGCGAGCUGUGUUUUCAUGACUCCAUUUUACUUGAGAUUAUGCAGCUAAUUUGGAAUGUCUUUUAAUUAGCUUAUUUUAUUUUCAUUAUUUGUCAGGCAUAUAACAGAGGAGUAACAAUCCCCAGGACGUCUUGGCAUUUCACUGACUCUGUGGGCCUCCUGUGUGUGUUGCUGAUUUGAUUAUAUAUGCAGCUUUGAUAGGAUAUGUGUUGGUAACUUUACAGUUGGAUGUGUGAAAGCACAGGAGACUGCGUUCUCUGGAUGCAGAUCAAUGUGGACCCGUGCCAUCUGGAAAAUAUCGUAUUGUCAGUGUGAAUGGACUAACAUGUUUUUUCAAGGGCCAACCUCGCAGAUCCAUGCUGCAUGAUUAUGUGCGCAUACAUGCAGGCGUGGGUGCUCAAACACUCACUCCCUGCAGUGGCACACACACAUAUACACACAUGCUGACACUUAAAAUGCAGAAUAAUACACAGGCUUAUGGAAGGGUUUGGUGCUGCUGUGACUGAGAGCGCUGGUCAGAGAAAAUGGCUGUGUCUCUUUGUAACAACUGCUGCUGAGUUGCAGCUGCUUGUGCUCACAGAUCGUACUUACCCAUGACACGCCCCUCAAAUUUGGUUCAUACAGUACAUGUAUUUAACCGGAAUAAUUGGAUCCAAGAGAGAUCCGGGGACAGAUAUAGAACGGAUGUGAUGUGUAGAGCUUGUAUUCAGUGACGCUCAAGCAGAUUUGAGAAUCUAUUAAAGAGGCUGCUGGAGAUUACAGUGUGCAUACCCCUACAUAUGCGCUAUAGCAUCCAGACACACAGACAGCUGAAUGGAGAAGCAGAGAAAGAGGGAUGAUGUCAUAAAAUGAGGUGCUCAUGGCUGUUGAGUUAGUCUUGUUAUUAAUUUAAAAUCUCUGCAGUACUCAUCAUUCACAAGGUUUUUACCAUGACUCAUCUCUGAGCCCAUCUUUGUCUGUCAAUGGGAUACAAUAAAAGACACAAAAUUGUGUACAACAUCUAACAGUAACAUCGACUGCAAAAAAAACAACUUAACAUCCAAACUACUUUAGCAUGAAAACAGCAGAUCCUUGACAUUUAUCCAAAUUACUAAUUACAUAAUUUAACAUUUUUUAAUGGGCCUUAUGAGCCUAAAUACUGGCUGAUGCUGAUUGUUUCAAAAUGUCUUUAAUGGGUCUGAUUAAUCGGCCUGAUCAGUUAAUCAGUCUGUCACUAGGAGUGAGUGUGUAUCAAGAUUAAAAGAUUAUUACGAAAUUACGAAAUAUUCAGAGGCGAAUUUUGACACGCCUGACUAAAGACAUCAAGUGCGAUGCGAUUUUGCAACCGGGGGAAAAAAGAUGCAUCCCGGGUGAAAGCAAGAAGACUGACACAAAACCAGACUGACUGUGUUUCAGUUUUGAUUAGACACUAGUGUUGAGAUGGCUGUCUCUCAUGAUAGCAUGUAUUGAGUCGGGGCCAGUACCAGAUAAGCACAUUAAACUAUAAUCCAUAAACGUAAGGUAACAACCUAAUGGUGCUGUGACAGCAACACGAUUGAGUUUGAGACAGUGAGAAUACAUACACACAAGUUACUUGGCACAGAUGAAAGUUAAAACAAAGACGUUUAGCAAACUGUUAAAGCACACAAACCAUCGUCAUAUGAGAAAUCCAACGCUAUGACUCUUCACAAGUUGUCCUUCAGGUCGUUAUCUUUGUAAUGUUUGUGUCUUUUAUCAAAAAGAACUCUGUUCUCAGACAUGUAAACAAUCAGCCAGUCGGCCAUGUUGGAUAUACCAGUGAAAAAAAAAUAUUGACGUCCGAAAUAAUUACACGAAAAAAAAAACGCUCCCAGUGUGAAAGGACCUUAAUGUUGACAUUUCUUGUUGAACUACAGCCCUCCCUGACCAGCACCUGUUUACCUGUUCAUGGUGGGUCUCAGUUUCAUUGUAAACAGUAAGUUUUGCAGCAGUUCACUCUGGCUUACUUCAACACAAUGACCCUGAAAAUGAAUCCAGUUUUUUUGUGAUUGAACAACCUUCAGUGCUGAUUUGUAACAAGUCAAAAGGUCAUGCUUUGUCAGGUCUGUUUUCAAGAGGAGAACUUUAAAACUUUUGUUUCUAUAUCGCGGUCAGAUUGGUCAUUUCUGAUGCAUUCCCCAGAGGUGGGAUGAACAACCUUGCUACAUCCAAUUUCCAGAGUAUCAUUCUCCAUUUGAAAAAGUUGUAGACCCAGCUCUUUUGUGAACAACUCCACACUAAUUGAUUUUGACCAGUGUUGAUGAUGAUGACCAUGGUAUUGGUGAUGUUGAUAAUAUUGAGGUUAAUUAGGAUUCUCAUGGAGGCAAUGGUCGAGGUUGUUGCUGUAGUUGGGGAUGAACACCAUCUGCAGUGCCUGUGUCCUGUUGGACUUGAAGCAGGCAGUGGUGCUUACGCGUGUUGUUUCCUCCUGUCUUACCUUGCUUGUGUUGUACUCAUUCUCAAAUGUUGAACACAAAAUAAAACUGUAGCGUUGUAAAGCUGUGGAAGAUGGGAAAUUAUUCGGCUUUCACGACAAGCAGGCUUGCCACUCAAGUUUUUUUUUUAUUAUAGGCUGCUUUUAGAUGUAUUUACACAGCUAGUUGCACUUGCAUGCUGAAUUUAAUUAUACAGAUCAAUAAAUCACCACCAGCUCACUGAUGAUGGUGGUUGAUUGUGUUCUGCCUGGUUUUGCUCUACAUACGUACUGUUUUUCUUCCUAAAAGUUCACCUUGCUUUUUUUGUGAUUGGUUGAGGAAGUACUGAACAUAAUAACCAUAAACAGUGAUACUGAAAUUCAGCACCCUGCGCGUUUUAUUGAACAGGGCUAAAUACUGGGUCAUCAAAUUUGUAAGUAAACAAUAUUAAAUGAUUUGCUAACGGUAGAAGAGCUAGCACCACCAUCCUUCUGCCUGUGCUAGUGAUGCAUCGCUCAAGCUGAGCAGUUAUAUGCCAGUUUGUACCAAACAUGUCACAUCUCCUGAUUAGUGAAGUUGUUUUUUGUUUUUUUCUAUCCCUCAUGUUUCUUGUCUUGUGUUUCCUGUUUUAUUUUGAUACACACGAUUGUCUCUUGUUUCAUUGACUUCCUCCUCCUUGUAUAACCUGCUCCCCUGAUUACCCUGAUGUGUCUCACCUGUGUCUCGUUAACUCCUCUGCCCUCGUAUUAAAACCCAGCUUUCUCUCACCUCUGUUCCAGUUCAUCUUGUCUAUAGUGUGAGAGUUCCAGCAUAUAUUUCUUGUGUUUGCCUCAGUGUUUUGAACUCAUUUCAGUAUUGUUUGACUUAGCCUCUUGCCUGUUGAUUUGGAUACCUCUGCCUUUCCUUUUUUUUUUUUUUUUUUUUUUUGGGGGGGGGGGGGUCCUGUGUACUAACUCCUUUUUCGAUUUAACGGACUUUGAUUUUGCCAGCCUGUGAGUUUGCAUCUGGGUCUUCUUUUGGUUCAGUGUCACAAAACAUAGCCAGCAUACAACUUAAUCUCCAUUUUCUAGAUCAAAAUACAGUCAAACCCUGUUGCGAGACAAGAUCCCAUUCGUCAUCUGUGUUUGUGUACACCUAGUAUUUUAGUAUUAUUGCUGCAACUCUGUUUGUUGGUGGUUGGCACCACAGACACCACAUAUGACUGGAUAUCAAAGUUUGACUGACUAGAAAUUCCUGGACUGAGUAGUGAGGCCGAUAACGUUUAAUUAUAAGGCAUCCUAACAUGCUUUUCCCUUGGAGGAUAAUGCUGGACCAUUUCACUGUUUACUUAAUGUUUCCACCUCUUCACACAACAUACAUGUUCUUGCUGUUGGACAGUGAAAGAAAACAGAUUUUUAAUAUGUUUUAUAUCAUUCUCUAUUCAACUUACAUGAUAAGUAGCUGAAGAUUAUUUCUAAUUUAAUGUCUUUGCCCUCCAGAACUCAGUUUGAAUAAUUUCAUUAGUCAGUCCUGAUGUAUUUUUUUAUGCCAAACUAUUAAUCUGGCUAAGGCUUCUCUUUACAUAUUUAUACUUAGAUUAUACCACACAAAUGGGAUAAUAAGACAGAUACAUAUAAAUCAAAUCAGGCCUUUAUUUCUAAAAGCUAAAAUUAGUGUCUGUCAGUGAGAGUAAUGGCAGCUGAUUGGUUGUUAUGGCAUCAGUUUAUUCUUGCCGUCAUAAUGAGAGGUAUUUUAAGAGGAAGCUAAUGUUUAAUGAGGAUAAAAAUCCAGACUGAAUGUACUCCUUAAGUAGACAUUAAGUAGUCUAGUUCUUGAUUUUUUUCUGUUAUUUUCUUUUCCUAACUUUAAUGAUUUUCAGCAUGUCUGCCUUACUCACAUUUUUUUUAACCUUUUUUUUUUGCAGUGAUUUGACUAACAAAACAAUCACACUUAAACUUCAUAACACAGUACAACACACAGUACAGAAGAUCUUUGGUCUUUUUUGUACUUCCUUUAUUUUAAUGCGUAUUUGUUUAAAUGGAUCUUUUUGAAAAUAUUUUUGUUUGUUGUGUGAUUGAAUUUGAUUCAGGGUUGCUGCAGCUACAUAUGUACCUUCUGUCAGCUGAAUUGACAAUGGCUGCUCACUCUGACCAAUCUACAUCACAUAAAGUCACAGGAUUGUUGAUGCUAUACACACUCCGAGUAACAGCGCAGGAUCAUGUUUGUGUUGCUCAGCAACAGACAAGUUAGAACACAGAACUAGGUGAGUUAGUGGAGGAAAAUGAAAACCAAUCUGCUGCCGUGUUUUCUUUUUAAUACUUAAUGCUGCCUGUGGGACAGUUGUAAAAACCGUAAUAUCACACACACACACAGGAUGUGCUGCUGUGCUGAAUAACGCUAUGCUCUGGUGGUCUUUGGCUCACAGACUUCAGAUUUGUGCCCACAACCAAAAAUCCCGGCAGUGCUUAUUUGACGAACAGCAUCUCGACCAGGAGUGUGAUACUUCUUAAUUGCAAAAUUUUGAUAAAUAGUUGUGAUCUUAUUUGUGUUUGUGAGCCCCUGGUUCUUUAUGAAGCACCGCCAACAAGAUUUAUGUUUUUAACUUUUAAAUCAACCAUUCAAAAUAAUUGGUUUGUACUACUACUGACUGUAUAAUGAUUGACUCCAUAGUUGUAAUUUUGAAUUGAAACAUCAUAACGUCAUACACAGGAGUUAACAUUUAACCAUUUAACCAGAGAUAGAGUGGUGCAAGAAAACAGAUCCAGUAGAAAGACAAAUGUGCAGCCAAAGUAGCGUCCUUUUUAAUUGUUGAUUUAUCGACCAUCUGUAAAAUAAAAGGCUGAUACAGAUAAUAAAGCAAUAAUCUGUCCACCCCCACUGUGAACUUAUUUAUGAUUCUUUAAAUUGUUUCAUGCUAGAAGUAUGUACACUGAUUAGAAAUGACAUCCAAAAACUGUACUUCUCAAACUGAAUUUUGUAAUUUUACAAGAUAUCUUUUUCAAAUCUUAAAUUGAAUUAGAAAACAGUGUAUUUGAUUCCCCCAGCUGAUAACCUGGUGUUGGCAUUUCGUUCAAAUAACUUUGUUGACGAAACUUUGACUUAACUAGGAUCAGAUAACUAGGAUCAGGCACCAGCUCUCUGCUUGCUCCAAUCUGACCCUGAGUUCACUGACAUGUUAGAAGCUCUGUUUGCCCAUCGUAGAUUACAGAGUUAGGUAACUUUGCAGAGCUCUCGGAUAACCUGGGAAAUAUUUCUAUGCUUAAACUGAAAAUGGCUGAUGUGGUCAGCAGUUUCGACAAAAAUUGACAUGAAUGAGUGAUGUGGACUGGGUCUACGUCAGCAGAGGAGCUUCAUAGUUCAGGAAUACCCCAAACUAAUGCAUGUACACUGCAAAACCGAAACCGUACAAUGUGUUUGUCUAAUUUCUAGUGAAAAAAGUUCAUAGAGACUGGCUUCACCUGACUUGUCAAUAGUUUACAUCUAAUUUCAGGAUAUUACAAGUGAAAGAUGAGGACUGAAGGGCUUUUGAUGGGUAAAAACUGUAUGGCAUGAAACAAAAUGCCGCAGUCAUCUCAAAAACCUUUUCAAAAUAAUUUUACAUCUUUGCCACUUAUCUGCACAUAAUCAAUUUAGUCCUUAGUUUUGGCUUGGUAUAUAUGGAGAGAAAGAGAGAGAUAGAGAGAGAGAUAGUGAGUGAGUGAGACUUGUCAGUUUUGAUAUUACGUGAUUGAAGUGUAAUGAGAUAUUUUGACUAGUAUUGAAUCUUUGGUGUUCUUGCUUUAUUAGCUUGACGAUUCGGCUGAAACAACAGUGUAGAGCUGACUGAAAAUACAUUUUAAAAAGACUAGAUUUAAAGCACAUUUAAUUAUACUUAGAUUUUCUUGAAAACUCCCUGCUGUCAUUGGUCUCACUGGUAAACUCCAGGUUCAUUCUUGGACCUGAAGCACUUCGUGUUUAUUUUCUCACUUUACCCUGAAGUGAGUCAAACACAAAAGGCGUCUCUCUAGCAGCUAAUCUAAAUCCUGGAUUAGGCUUGUACACGGCCAUGGGCGGUUCAUUAACAUUGUAUGGCUGUAUGGGAGAUGUAGAGAGUGAAGGUAAACAGAGCUGUGGAGAGUGUUUAUUUAAGCGUGGAACACGUCUCAGGAAUGUUCACUACACACAGCGUCACCCUCAAUGUGCUUAUCAUCCCGUGAACUGGUUUCCCAAGCUGCCCUGAUUGCACAGAGGUAAAACAUUGACAGUAUCAGGGCUCUGUCUUCUCAGGCAGGCUGUUAAAUAAUUCAGAUUCAGCCAUUCGAGGCAAUUAUAUUUAAUAUGUUUAAUUUAAUCGUAGGAGAUUUACAGAAUCAUGAAAAGCCCUGGCCCUACUGCGGAGGUGUUCUGGCUAGAUUAUGAUUGGACCUUAGCCAGAGUCAGAUCUGUGUAAAUGCAGUCCUUAAAGUGCUUUGACUCAUUCAGAAAGUAUCUGCACACAGAGAACUAGAGUCAGGAGUCUCCAGGACAACCUGAAAGGACAGUCUCUGCCCUUUAAAUCACUGUUUCAUAAAAUAUGAUGACUGCUACCUGCAGAUAUCUAGUGAAAAUAUGCUGAUAAAAAUCUGAAAAACAUCUAUCUCUGCAUAUGAAAAGAAACAUUAGGUUCAGGCUGCGGACUAACAUGGCUUUAGGCAAAUGUAUGCUUGCCGUGUUUGUGUUUGUUGACACUAUACAUGCUUGUUACCUCCUUACCUAAUUGCCUGUUUGGCACACUGUACAUGUAAAAUUAGAUCCUAUUAGUGUUUACGUAUAACCAUAAAACAGCAGGUUUACAUGUAGGUUUGUGAGUGUGUUUAUUAUCUAGAUGACAUAUUCAUAUUCAUGCUGUGAUUAAGUUUCUUCCUCAAAGCAGAUUUCAAAGAUGCAGAAAGUGGAAAUCUCAGAGAACUGAAGCUCUUGAGCUUCUGCACUAUCCUGCAUCUUGUGUUUGCUGGUAUAUAAAUAGCAACAAAAAAGAAAGGCCUGCCACAGUACACUGGAGUAUUUUAAAUGCUGCAUGGUAGGGCUUCCUCAUGAGAUUUUGUAGCAUUCAAAUCUUUGGACUUCUUAGUGUUAACAUAGGGAUGCACGGUAGUGGGUUUUUGCCAAUACCUCCUAACCAGAUAUCCCAAAAGCCAUUUUUGGCAGAUACAAAUCAAAGUCCAUCAUAAGCCUAUAAAAGCCAGCAUUUCCCACUGCUCUGAAGGUGGUUAUCCAGAGCAGUAAAUUCUGUGAUUCUGCUCCUUCACCUGCAGGUGGUCGCUGCCAUUUUUCUGAGCCAAAAGACUAAAGUAGAACCUGCUGACAGGUUUCUGCUUGUGCACAUGAUUUGUCAUUCCUGCUUUUCAGAAAUUCAUGAGGCCAUUCAGGAUGACAACUCCUGAGAUGCAUAAUUAAACUGGUAAUGUGGCAAGAGUGUUGUUUCACUCCUUCUAGUGCCACCGGUGUUUCACAGGCUUUGCAAAUAGCUAUUUUGCUGUCUGUGAGCAAGACUCGAAAAUACUUCCAUACCAGAGAUAGACUGAUCAAUCCAGCCAACUAGUGACAUAUUGACAUAAUUGGCAUCAUGUUGGCAUUGGCUCUGAGAAAAUGGAUAUUAUCGUUACCUUUUCCUGGUGAAAACACAUUUUUCUCAUUACCCCUUAACAGCAGAUCCAAUCUAAAACCAUCACCAGCAGACUCCGUGAGGGUGUGUAGAAUAAUGCAGUUAAGUACUGACAGCAGUAUCAGCUAUAUUCUGAAGUCUUUAGUAUAACCCAAUGUCUUGGUCUGCUGAAAAUGGUAGAACAUAUUGUCCAGUGUCUGCCAGCAGUUUCUCAUUAGAGGAGACAAGUUGACCGGCACCCUAAUGCACCUGCAAGUGACUCAUACUCAUAUGUAACUCAUACAGCCUCACCUCAAAAAUACUGAAAUAUCCCUGUUAGUUUUUGCCUGCUGUUACCAACAUUAUACCGUUAAAACUGGGCAUCCCAAAACUUAACCAGGGUCCUACAGCCAGUUUUAGAGGCAGCUGAAUAUUAACUCGAGGCUAAAAGGUCUGCUUCUUUCUCACUGUGUUAGUAAACCGUCAAGCUUUACCAGAUGCCACUUCUGCUGUGUCUUGCAGGUGUGCUUGUCUGACAUUAUCACACAUGCACCUUAGCACUGAUCUGGUUUUGUAAGGAAGCUGUCAUUAAACAUGGAGGCAUGCAUAGAGUUGCAGUUAGGAGACUGUAUAAUUGAGUGAUGCACCUAUGUAUCAGCUGAGCAUUAUCAUUGGCUGACACUUGCCAGUUGACAGACAUCAGCCCGCUGGGAAAUCUUUUACCAUGCACUCAUGUUGUUGCCAGUGUUCAGUAUUUCUCUCCAUUUGCAUUAGUUUGAUACUUGUAAGUUAGUCCGUUAACUGUUGAUUUGGGUAAAGGGGUUUUGUUGUAAAGCAAAAGUCACUUGUGGGAGAAGCUCUGAUUUAUUUGGUCAAUAACAUUUUUUACCCUGCUCAUGCCGUUCUUGGUUAAAGACAGCUGUAGGUUACCUGUGGCUGACAUUUAUGAGCAGCCUUUGCCAGUUUGGGGCCAGUGCAUGCUGCGGAGAGUAAGUCCAUAAAAUGCCAGGAGUUAAAUGUAGAAGUUCAAGUGUUUAGUGGUAGGAGAGGUCAAACUGAUGAGGAGAACCUGGCACACUCUGUAUUGUUCCCUUUAUUUCACACUUAGUGUGUUUUGUUUAAUACUAUGACAGGGGUCAGUGUGAGCUUAUCUCUGCUUGUCUUGACCUGGCUUGCUUCUUCCGAAUAUGCCUCUCCGAUAUGCACAACAGGAUCUGACCUUACCGCAGAGCAUGUCGCAUAUUGUAAAAAGCAUUUUUCCUUAUGCAGACUGCUGUGACUGAUAUGAACUGCCAGUGCCCUGAUUUGAGAAUCCAAGGAUUAAUUAAAACAUUAAAACUCACUCUGUUGCCAACGCAACGUUAUACAAACCCAUUUCCAAAAAACAUGGGACACUUUGUAAAAUGUCAAUAAAAAAGGAUUUAAUGGUUUGCAGAUAAUUAAAACCCUUCAUUUGCCUGAAAAUAAGCAGCUAGAAGAUGUCAAAUGUUAGAACUGACAGACAGGGUUAUUGUUUCAUAGAGGAGGAUGAGGCAUAUUUCCAAAAAGAAUUUUGUAUUUUUAUUCCUCUGAAUAUUACAAGUUUCCACUUCGGCUCAAGCUCAGAAAAGUUGAUAGUCUUUUUCUGUCAUCUUUAUAGUUUUAUCUCAAUGGUUUUAUCUUUACAUAGAAGGACUGGGCAAUAUGGCCUCCAAUCAAUAUCACAAUAUAUCGAGCAGUUCACCUCGAUAACGAUAACUAGACCAUAACUACUCCAAGAGCUGCUCACCCCCUCCCACAUUGACUUCAUCUACAACCGUCCUCCAUCUCCUCACCUGUCUUUCCCUCUUUAUUACGGACUGGAUGGGGUGGGGUCAUGUCUCUGGCAUGGACAGGGACAUGAGACCACAGCCUUCCCACACACAUCAAAAACCAACUUUUAAUUAUUUAUUUUUUGACACCCAAUAUAAUAUAUGGGCAAAAUGACGUUGUUUUUUGUUGUAAAUUUUGGUAUCUGUAAAUUUUCGGUUUAUCGCCUAGCCCUAGUAUAUGGUGCAGUUUUAACUUACACUGUGGAUCCAGCAACAAUCUGUGUUGAUAGACAAUGGUUUUGGGCCCAUACAGUGAUUUCCACAACAGAGUCAUACCCAUCAGGACCAAAGACCAUGGCCAUUCAGUAUUGGUUAUCAGCCUCAUCCCUGUCACACAGAGAUUUCUGGAGAGUCUCAGGAACUUUUAAUGAGAAUAUGUCCAGUAGAUGAUGAAAUCCACAAAUACUUUCUGCAAUCUGAUGCUGAGGAACAUUUUUCUGGGAUUGUUGAAUUAUUUGCAGUCUCAAACAGAGUGGUGAACCUCCUCCAAUCCUUUCUUCUGAGAGACUCUACCUUUCUGGGACAGCCGGUCAUGUUAGCCUGCUGUAAAUGAACUUGGUUAUGUGUGGUCCUUCUAGGUGUUUUAUAUGGUCCUCAUACGUGUUUUUUUUAGCAUUAUAAACCUUUUUCAGCAUUUUUUUGCCUCUGUCUUGACGCUACACUGCGCAUAAAAUGAGUAUACAUUUUUCACAACACUACAAACUUUUUCAGAUUGAACAUUCAGUGUUGAAUUUGUACUACUUUAAAUUCAUUUGUAAACCAUUACAAUCUGUUUUUGGCAACAUUUUACUCAGCGUCCAUUUUUUUGUGAGUGUUAAUCUAUAAUAACACUGACAGGAACAAAAAGAGGGAAACUGCUGACCCUGUUUGUCUCAGGAAGAGAAGAUAAUGCGAUGUUGGCAUGCAAGCAUAAAGGGAGAGACAUCAUCUUAAAUUGACUGUGGAUGAAAAUACUUCCUGACAUGCUUUAGCUGACAUGUGUGACUGAACAGACAGCUAAAUAAACAAGUAAAUCCAGUUCUCUCACACAACAAAUCAGCACCCUCAUGUAGCCCAGUUGGUUGAGUAGGUGCCCCACAUACCAUCUUCCUCACAUUGGUUGCAGGUUUGACUCUCGACUCUGAUUGUGUGAUGCACUUUACACUGCCUCUUCUCCAAAUGUUCUGUCUCUCAACAGCUGCACUGUCCAAUAGAAGCAAAAAGACUCAAAAAGAAAUGUAAAAGACCUUUACAGAGGGUGUCACACUCAGUUUACAUCUUGCACUGCGUCACCAGUUCUUUUCCUCAACAAAUGCUUUAAGAGACACAAGUAAAAAUACAACACGACGUGCCUUCAGCUGCAGGAAACAUCACAUGAUCACAUGAGUCAUCCUAUUAUUAGCAUGUGAGUAAGAACAUAUGUGGCACAUGCCAAGAAGAGUCGACAGGCACAAAGCUCACUGAUCAUGGUGAACGCUCCUGGCAGCUCAUGGAUGGCAUGGACUUGUUUUUUCCUGGCAUGCUUUAGUUCACAGAAACCCUGAGGGCCCCUGGCUGAUGCCAACACAGAGACAUACUCACUGAAUGUGUUUAUGGUGGAGAAGCUUAUACAAUUCUCUCAGUGUUGUUGAACCAUAUGUUGUGUGAACGACCAAAAGAGAGGGUGGGGGCUGAAAGCGUAGAGAUGUUUACAUGCUUUCCUCUGACGCCUUUGCAAUCACAAAUACGAUUUUUUUAAACCUGCUAGCAUGUAAAAAGGUAUCUCUGUUACCACUGAGCCCAACAAGAAAAGCUCACAUAUGAAAUUAAUCAAAUUUGUACUUCAGUGGGUUUUCUCUUUCUGCUCUCUGAGCUGAAAGAUUUUGAGAGAUGCGUCGAGAUGGUCAGUAAUGUAACAGCAAAGGAAGAUCACUUGGUUUUGCAGUUUAGAAGAGACAAAAGGCCAAAUUCGACGGGUCAUGACAACAACAUGGGAUAGCAACUGGAGGUGAGGUCAUGCUGUCAUCAGAGUAGAUAAGGGUCACAUUGAAUGGUGCCCAUCCUGUUCACUUGUACUUACCAACCUAGUAUCGCUAGGGACUAAAAGAAAGAUCAUUUGCUUUUUAGUUUACUCAUGUAUCUCUUUGGUGUUGCUGUUUCAAAGAAUUUUGAGUCUUCUUUUCAUGAAUGAAACCUAAAACUAAAGUUUGUCUUCUUCAGCAGAGUCUCAGUCUAACCUCAUUAAUAUUUUUAAAAUAGUCAACAAGCAACAGAGAGUUCCUGCUUGUACAUGACCUCUAUUGAAUCCAACUUCCACUCAAACUCAAUGAGGUGCAGCCCCAGACCUAAACCCCAGCUGUCCAUAAAGCCCAUAAGUCUAUUACCAUGGUGAUUGAUUGAUAGCUAUACAUCAGAAAGAAGAUUUUUGAUGGUCUAGAAUACUUGCAUAGCCACCAAAGUUGUUUGACAUUUAAAAGGGUAAAUGGUUAACAGACUAUAUUUAUGUAGCACUUUGUCCAGUGGUCUCUUGACUCCAAGUGCUUUCACCAAAUUCAGCCUCUGAAGCACCUUUAAUCUGGAAAUAUGGAAUUUGCUUGACUUCUGAAUCAUACCCAGACCUUUAAAAAAGUAUCAUAACUGGAAGCAAGUAAUUUAAGAUGUUCUUCUGAUGCUGAGGAGACACUAGAGAAAACACUAAAGUUCCUGUCCUCAGCCUUUUAAGUCAGAGCAGCUCACCAAUCCAAAAGGGUGUUUGAGUGCAGUCUAGUAUUUCUUCUGACUUAGCUUAGUGCUUGUUAUUUGAGUCACAGCAGGUGUCUGUGAUUAACAAACAAAGAGGUAACACCGUCUGUCAUGUGGGGUUGUAGCGAUACACUAAUUUCAAGAUAUUCAGCUCUGGAUACAAUAUUUAUCACAAUAUUCAGCUUACGAUACGAUAAUAAUCAAGAUAUUCAGCCAACAGCGUUACCUUUUCUGGGUGGUAACAUUUCAUGUGUGCUAGGUUGGUUGUAUUUCCAGAAUAUUUCACGUUUGUGUGACACAGCUUGCAAACAGCCAAACUUGUAUCUAAAACGACACUUUCCGUCUUCCUUUUAAAACCAAAGUGCUCCCACAAAUCUGCUUUUAAGUAGGAAUGCACCAAAAUAAAAAUUCUUGGCCGAAACCAAAAAUAAGAAAACCAUGGCUGAAAACCGAAAAUCUGAAAGAAUUUAUGAUGCCAAUUAUUGUAUAAAUUCAUAUUAAUUAAAAUUAAAUACUAAAUUAAUAUUAAUUUAUGUAUUUGCAACACAAGUUUUGAGUUUUUGAGUUAGCAGUAUGCCAGGCAGAACAAAGGGGAUUUUAAUGAGACUUAAUAUAUUUAUAAUCACGGCUGAAAAAUCGAUACUUUCUGGUAAAAAAUAUCAAUUUAUAUCCAAGAACUGAUCAAAUUGCUCAGCCCUAUUCACAUCACCGAUCACAAUGAGUAAAUAGAGUGUGAUAACAUUUUGGUUUGCACAGACAAGCUUAACUUCUCCUUUUCAACUCUACACUGUGAUUCAUAAAUCAUUGAGUCUUAAUGCUGCAUGUUUUUACCCACCAAGCAAAAAUCAAUUAUUUUCAGGAGAUACAUCUAAAUUGUUGGCUUUUUCCUUUGACUUUGAAUUGUUACUUCAGAAUGAUCCAGAUAAGUAAAUGAGUGUAUUGACUGGAGCUAUUAUUCCUGUCACUGUUGAAGGAGUAGCCAUGUAACAUCAAGUGAGUCAGCCAAGCUCUUCAGUCAUCUGUUGUUUGUCCUGUCUCCAUCAUAAACGCCCCUUUUUUUUAAACGAAUCUUCAUUUAUGCAUUUCAUUUAAAGGUUUUUUUUUCUCUCUCUCUGAUAAAAGAACUAAUGCAGUGGGCUUAAAUUGUUUUUAUCCCAAAUAAGCUGAGUAGCUGUCAGACACAUGGAGAUUUAUUUAGUGUGGAAAAAAGUGCAUCGGCCCCCUUUGAAGGGAACAGUUAUUUUUGCACCCAGUGAACAGAAACUGGGACAGGAGAGGAAAAAAAGGACGUUCACAUCUAACAUUAAAUGGGUCACCUUGAGUGGAGCGUUUGUCUAUGUGGUCCUAUCAGGAGCCAGGGAGGGAGGGGAUGCAUAUUUCCUGUCUGAGUGUUAAAGAUGUCAUCAUCCCCCUGAUAGAUGAUGGCUAUUUUAAGGCCAAUUCUUGUGAAACAGUCGUCCGGUCCUUCCCACCUGUUGAUGUCCUCUUUGUGACUGAACUUCUGGUCUUUUUCAGGGAACUAUUGUGAAUGAAAGGAACUACAAUAUAAUGCUGGGGGGCGAUGAUUAUUACAGAGUUGUCCCUCCUUCACAUGUGGGUUCCCACGUGAAGUCAGUGUUGACUUAUAUUUUAACUUUGUGCACCAAUAAAGCGUUUCUAUGUUCAGAAAAGGAUCAUCACUGUUUUCAUACCAAAGAGUUCUAGGGUGUUUUUUUGAAGAGGAACUAUCCAGUAAGGAGUCCCUUGAGAACCACACAUCAUUGAACUUUAUGUCCUUCUGCAUUCACACAACCCUGAUGUUAGCUGAUUGGAAACUUUAAGUGUCUCAAAUUGACUAAAGGUUGCUAAAGAAAUGCUGCUUGUGGCAAAAAACUAAAAAACAGGAAAGGCCUCGAGAUGGGAGUCUCUUAACCCUUUUCAGGGGCUUCCACCAGCAAACUGCAGCUCACAACGCUGCCUAAUGGAAGGUUCCAAAGGCCAGACUGUUUCAGACUGCAGAAUCCUUCAUACCUGCUUCACCAGUUUAUGAUGGUCUAUGGGUGGGGGAAAACGCCCAGGACAGAACACCAUUUGCUAUUUUUUCUGUCAGAUCACCUUUGGUUGUUGUGGUGCUUCUCUUAUUUGCAGUGUUGGUUGAGUGUCUUUGUCUUCUCAUGGUUCUGUUUUGCUGUGUGGUGGGUGCAUACUUUGAAGGAACAAUAAUCCACCUUAGGGAGAAUAUCACAAAUGAAAAAAGGAGUGAUUGACUUGAAAUUACAGCAACUUGAGCACAUUUACUUGAAACUGUGUCCAGUUUUUCCAUUUUUACUUUCUGUCAUAUACCCCCUGGAGUAGCUCUGCGUACCCCGAUGAGUACUCAUACCCCCAGUUGAGAACCAUUGGCUUAAAGGAACAUUGGCCCUAAGCAAAACUUGCCAACCCCCUGUGUUCUUAGAGAAUCACACUUUAGUUGCAACUGUACUUGGAUGGUUUUAUUGUUUUUAAGUCUACCACCAACAGGGACACCAACAACUUUACAAUUAUUUGCCAUGGUUGGCGUGAACUCAAAGAAAAAGGAAUCAGAACUACAAAUGUGUACAAAAAUCUAAUUUCCUUUGAAAAGUAAUGUUUUCGUGAGCUUCUGUCUCACAUUGUCACUCUGUAAGCCAAGUGUUGCUACUUUACCAAAGUGGUGCAGCCUUAACUUGAAAAACAAGGACACAACCAAUGUCAGCAGUGUAUGGUGGUGGGAGUCAAUGCCAUACUGUGUAUCUCUUAUGUGCCCCACAAGCAAAAACACAUCAUCUAACCCGAUCCUCCUGCGCACAAUGUAGAGGAUGUGGUUUGAUGGGCUAUGAUUGUCUUCCUGCUGAUGCCUGGUGACUGACCCACUCUGCUGCUCUGACGACCUCACUGUGCCUUCAGAUGGAAUCACAAGACCUCCAUUUUAUUUCAGAGUCAGCAGGUGGUAGCUGCUGUCCUUACUGGCAGAAGCAUCGUCUGUCACCAGGCUGGCAUGGCAGACAUCACAGGACAGCUUCUUCGAAGUCCUUUAAACAACAAAUCCUGAAAUUGUGUGUGGACCAAUUAAUAAUGAAGUAAUAAUUAAUAAGGCAUGAUCAAAUUAAGAUACUUAACCACAAGUUUAAGUGGUAGAAAACUAGUGACAUCGAACAAGUCUCAAAUGUGAAAACAUUUUCAAUAUUUGAUCAAAACUCUUAUUGCACAGAGGGAACAGCAGCAGAUCCACUGUCCGAUGCCAGGCAUACCUGAAUGCACUUGUCUAAGCCCUAAUCUUGAAGGAAUUCUCUCAUGUGGAACCUGGUUUAGCAACGAGCUGCUCAGAAACGUCUUCUUCACCACCUUCGGCCAUGUUUGUUUGUUAUCCUGCUCCAUGUGGGCUAUGGCUGGGUGUCUGUCUCUGGCACUGAAGUCAUCAACUUGCAUUUAUCACAUUUAUUGUGAGAUGGCAAAUAUUUAUUGUGCAGGAUUUUUCUGACGAUAUAUCGUGAACAAUAAUUUAUCGCCCAUCCCUAGCGGGCACUUGAUAAGGAAGGCUGCUAAGCCACCAUAACCCACCAGGCUGGCACUCCAUGCACAUACAAUGUUGCAUUAUGUGCUAUCGCCCAUACCCAGGUGCCAAAAGCUUGAUACACCGUGGUUUUGCGACAAUCCGAAAUGGGCACUGUGAAGCCUGACUUUGACUGUAUACUGUGGCGCUAUUUAUUGCCCAGUGCUAAAUUACAAUAUAGGGAUUCAUGAUCAACAGAUUUCAAAGGCUGAGCAAACAAAAGAGAAAACAUUUUUUAAUGUUCCACCCAAACAUGCAGUACUUUGUUGCCUUACAUGUUUCCAUUUUGUCUGUUGGGUGAAGGCUCAGGAUUGAUAACCAUGCUUUACCACCAUAAAGUCAGCAGUCAUCUGCCUUCAAAUUAAUUGGUGCCAGUUGAGUGGUGAAAAAUAUCCAAACUGGAUUAAUUUUUUAUUUUUAUUUUAAGUCAUGUUUACGGGCUUUGUUGCCAUUGGUAGCCUACAUAAGACAGCUGAAGAAAGACAAGACAGCUGCAACAAGGACUGUGGCCUCUGUACAUGGUGCAUUACAUCACACUGCUGUAAUCAAUGAUAACUUACUGUAAUUUUAGGGUAAAUCUGAGUAAACCUUCUUUGUGUUCAUACAGCAGGAAAAGAACAGAGUGAAGUCUCUGUGUAACUUGUUAUUUACAGCUAAUCUGCCGCUUGAGAAGCAGAUAAAUUGGUGCUCUCUGUGGGGAUGCUGUGGACCAAAAAUGAUGGAAUUAAUUUUUUGUCUGGAGGGAAACUUCUAUUCACUUUUGAUCUGGAUGCACUGUUGCUUUUAAACUUGCUCAUUAGACUGUAAACAAUGCAACACCAACCUCUGGCUACACUGCAGCGCCUUAAAACUUAGCUAUCCCUCCCAGAGACAUUUGUCAAUGCCAGAUGGUCGCCUCUAAGAAUCUUCUUUGAGAUAGCAGUUUUGUUUUUGCUAAUGUAGAAAGUGAUAAGAAGUGAUUGGUGACAUAACAUGUUUUUGGAGAGUUUCUUCAGAUGCUCUUUCAGCCUUGCUAUUUAGAGACAUCACCAUGCAGCGGGCCAGACACCCCAUCCUGUUCUCUUUGUAUCUCAUGAUGUGGUUUUUUGUUUUAACCUCUUCAACACAGCACUUCAGGGUCAUUUGUAACCCCAGUAGGAUGUGUUUCACAGCUAUUAAGAUUCAUAUUUCAACAAAAAACAUGUAAAACUCUUGCAGGGAAGCGCUUAGUUCCUAGCGAAUGACUUUUCCUGCUUUUGCCUCUAAGUCUUUAAUAACCACAGGGGUUUCGGCCCGUGACUUCAGGGGUCUUUUUGUUGCUGCCACGUUGAACAUCACCUGGAGUCUCUCUGAAUUAAAGUGCUGGUUCAGCAGCCUGCUGUUGAGAAAUGCUCAGUGGGCCAUUAAAGAAAGUGCUGUGAGUAUGUUUUAAGAAAUCAGCUGAGGAAAACUUGGAGAUGAAAAAAGAAUCUGCUGUCUCUUUUUUGAGGUAAUAUCCCGUCUCACCCUGACUGAACUCUCUGUUGUCUUUGCACUCUCAGCGUUCAUCAUCCUGGAGAUCCACCAGGCUGUUAUUAACAACUUUCACAGCCAAGCAGCAGCUCAUGUCUGAUCUCCUUAUUUGGAUCAUGAGAGACAGAACUGUGGAGCUAAGCGGUUUGAUCAUGUCAUGCUCUAUACAAACACAAGUCUUUGACACUUAAUUGAUGCUCUUAGUGGCAUGGGGUUUCAAAGUUUGGCAGCAUCCACGUCAAAGAGGAUGAAAAGUUUGAGAGCGUGAUGCACGAUGAGGAAUGUUACACAGCAGUGGUAUGACUGCAUCCUCCUCUGACUAAUUGUCUCUUAGAAACACUUGAUGACUCUUUAAUCAAGAUUAUGACAAUGAAUAAGUUAGAAGUUAAUUUCCAGUGGGUGAUAUUUACAUAGUUACAAAACAGAUUUAUCGGGUGCUGCUUUGGAGAUUUUACCUAUGACAGGAAAGAUAUUGAAGCAGAAAUGAUCACAGAUAUUUUUAGAUGAACACCUGCAGUACAAUUACUCGUGUCUUGAUGUAUCUCUGUGAGGAGACAUGAUAUUGGGGUUUUACUAAUUUCCAACAUGCCAUUAUUUUCAGACUCAUUUAAAAACAGCAGCAUUUAAAAACAGCUUUUUUUCACAUUAAAGACCACAAAGUUUCUCCUGUCAUAGAUAUCUGUUACUCUAAUGUGAAGGUCUUCUGGUUAAUAUUACAGACAUUCAGAUGUGCAGCUGCUGUCUGUUUUUAAAGCUUAAAAUAUCUAUGCAGGGAGUAGUUUGGUUUAUGUUAGCUGUCAUUUUAAUCCCAAAAUACAUAUUUGAGCAUAAAAUAUAUUUGCAGAAAUGUUCAUAUCAAUGGAAACCAAUAACAAGCCCUCUAAACCCUUAUUAUCUGCCUAUUACACUAAUGUUAUGCAAUAGUCUGAUAUGAUAGCAAAGAUUACAAACUUUAUGAAUGAAUAAAGGCAGGCUCUUGAUUAUUGGCUGUGGCAGUUUCAUAUUUCUGAAAUGGGAUAUGAAAAUAUUGAAGAUAACUUACUGAUGCGUUCACAAUGAUAAUUCACCACCAUUCAAACGUCAUGUGCAGUUAGACCAUGACAACAUCACAGGCAGGCUUCAUGCAAUUUGCUCUUUUCUUUUGGUUUGAUUGUUCUGACUGAGAUUACUGCAGCAACUCCAUUCCUGCCCACAGCAGCACUUCCACUCCUAUUGGUAGAGGCUAUUUAGGCUGUAUCAAAUUGCUCUUUAUGCUUCAUAUUUGUAUUCAUUUAUUAAAAUUAAAAAAAUAAUAUGUAGAAAUAGCUGACAGAGAUUGUGUUGUAGCCGAGCAGAAACCUCCAGUCUUGAGGAAAAACGGCCAAUACAUGUUAUAAACUGCAGUUCCCAGAGUGUCCACUUGGGGCUGUCUACAGAAGCCCUAGAAACCAUGAACACACAUGAUUGUCAUGGCAAUAAUAAGGAUGUUUACACCCUGGUUAAAAACGGCAACACUACUUCUACAUGCAUGCAUAGGACAGGAUGAGCAAAGGCAUUAUUUGCCAGUUUACUUAACUAGGGGUAGCCAAAGUCAACACAGUCUUAAAGGUCCUCACAGGAACUCAAGGAGACUCAACAUUGACUUUCUUAAUCAAAUCUAAAUAUAACUCCAUGUUAGUUUGGCCUCUUUUUGUUUCCCCAGACUUCAACCAAAGUUUACUUCCCUGCUUCCACAUGGUAACGGGAAAACAUCUAGUCAAAGCACAUCAUCUAUGGAGUAUCCUUAGUGUCUUAGUUUGAAUAAAUUGGACACUAUCGUUAUUGCUGUGUCUCAGAUGUUGUCAAGAAUGGAGUUGGAGGGAAACCUGCUGAGCAAAUUAUAUGAUGGGAUCAUUAUAGAACCACCCUGAGCUUUUUUGCUGUGAUGGAGCUGUUUCCACUGACACUGUUUUUUUUGUGUGUUUGCAGCCCUCAUAACCUCAAUUCAUCUGCAUUACUCACUGGCACUCUCUGGAGCUAGUUACGAGCAUUAUCCUAUGACACUUCUGCUUCUCCAAGAAGUCACCUUUGAGUCUGUUUUAAAUUGCUCUGUAUGCAUUAUAUUUGUAUCAGUUUUAUGAAACUUUAAAAAGAACACAAGAUAAUUGAUAGAAAUUGUGUUGUAGCAUCAGCAGCAGUUCUAAACCUAGAAAUUGUACCAUGAAAAUAUAAUGAGGGUUAGUUUUUUCUCCCACAUACAGACCUCUUCCAUUGUUCCCACCCCUUCUUGUGAUUGGUCAGCAAAAGACAAGCGACUAUAGAAUCUACAUCAGCUGACACUGCAGUAACUUUUACUCUGAGGAUGGUUAGUUUUGUAUAAAAAGGUGUAGCCAGUGUCAAAAAACCUGCGUUGGCCUGUGUUUAAUCAAAAAGGUGUAAAUAUAAUUGUCCAAGUUUGGCUUUCUCACACUAACAGUCCUCACAGUCCAUCGCCACUUGGGAUUUCCUGCAGAGCUUAAAAUAGACUGCAACACAAAAAGGUUGAGAGCAGCUGGUGUUGGUAUAACAUAAACAUAUACGCAUAAUUAAAAACUGCCAGCCCAUCCAAAUAAAGCAGAGAUCAGUGGGUAGUGUGUUAUUAUUGUUUUUAUACUCUUGUGUUUUUACCCAGACUGGGACUUUUUCUGUGGUUUGUACUUGAAGCAGAAGUAACCUAAACCGAUUUAAAUGUUUGAUAAAGUGUUCGGGGAAUUGGAGCAAGUAAUUUGAGCAGGUUCACUACGGUCACUGAAGUUGUGAAGUUUGUUCGGUAUUUUAGAUAAUAAUUGGUGAAAGAGGAAUGAUUUGGGUGCUUUAGUGAGGUCCCCCGUUUUGCUCCUUUUUAUAGCUCUGAGAAGCAAAUCUGUGAGCAUUGUGCCAUCAAAUACGUCUGCAUACUCUGUGUUUGGAUCAUGGUUGCUAUUACUUAUUACUAUCAUGGUUCAUUUUGUAUUAACUGCUGUGAUGAGCAAAGCAAACAUUUAGUACGAAGGUUUUCAUAGGGAAACUUAAAAAGCCCAGGUGAUGACAUAUUGCUUUCUGUGAUAAAGGAAGGACCAGCAAGCAACAAACACAAAAUAAAAUAAGUUAGAAUUUUUCAAUGUGAAGAUUUGUUCAGUUUUAGUUUAUACUGGUCAUGGAGGACACCAACACUGAGACCAAUAUGUCAUCUGAGUUUCAAGUGGGAAGAAAUUUUAUCUGUAAUGGCAAAUGGGGAAACUGCAUUUAGCAAGGCUGUAACAUUCCUAAUUUUUACUAAUUUAAACAUCAAUGGAAGUUUAUUUUGGAUCCAUUUCAUGUCGUGUUUGUUGAUGUUCAUUUUAGGUACCAAAGCAAAUUUAAUGCAAAGAAAACAAGGAAAAAAUCAGGCAGACGUAUCUGUCCAGUUCUGUAAUAAAUCAAAUCAUGUCACUCCAGAUGGCUUACUUGCCUGCCUACUAAAAUACCUACUUACCUGUGUGCACACUGCUCAUGCACUCCUUGAGCAUUGAUGAAAUCUUGCAUGAGUACAGGAUAAUAUAUUGUGAGUAGGUAGUUUUGAGAACUGAAGUUUGGAUAAGGUAAGCAAGACCCCUGAAGGGAUUUAACCUAUCCAUGAUCCAAAAUACAAAGACUAAAAAGUCGACAUGAACCCAAACGAUAAAAGUUUCAGGUCUGAAAUAACAAAAAGCAUUUCUCUUUUUUUAUAUGUGGGGUACAUGUUGGAAAGUUGCAGAGACUUUCUGGAUUUCCUCUUCUUACACUCAGGAGAAAGUUUGCAGGAUUACCUCAACAAUGAGUCAGAUUUACAGUACACACCUACAAAGGUGUACUGUAGCUGCUGCUGCUGUGGUUUAAUUCUCUUUGUGAGUGAACAAUAUUUAGACAUAUAACAGCUUAUUUAAUCUAAAGCCUGCAGCAGAACGUCUCCCUCCACUCACUCUGCUGUGUGUGUGUGUAUGUGUGUGUAGUGAUGCUCAUGUAGCUGACCCCGCUGUGAGUCAUCUUGUGUUUCUCGGCGCUGGGAGGAGGGCUUGCUGUUCACUGGCGUCCAUGUUGGAGUGGUGCGAUGCCGCCUUUGGCUUUCUGAAGGGGGUGGGAAACUGGAGCACAGCUCUGAGCCAUAUAGGCAGAAAUACCAGGCCUAAGUAGGACAUGUCGAGAAACGGGGCUAGUGCCGGGGCGGCGUCUCUCUCUGAGAACUUCAUGGAGGGAUAAUGAGAAGUGUCUGAAACAGUGACUCAGUGGUGAUUAGGUCUGAAUUUCUUUGUUUGCUACAUGUGCUCCUGCUGAUAACUACUACUGCCACCCAUGCCUUUUAACCGUUUACAGGAUCUUUUAUGCAGAUGUAUUUCCAAAGCUGUACUCCCAUCCAGGUGUCCUUGACCCAUUUGCACCAAAACCCAUCAAUGAAUCAGUCAGGUGGAGUAGUUAUGUGAGUUCUUUGUGCAAGUGACCCAGUAUUAAAGGGAAAUUCUGUUCAAGGCUGCAACUAACUGUGGUAGUCAAUUUGACAGUCGAUUUAUAAUUGAAACAAUUAUUCAGCAAUCUAGAUAAUAAAUUACACAUUUACUUAAAAGCUCUAUUAAGGUAUGUCCUUUUAAAUAUAACACGCAAUUAAUUCUUUAAUUGAAUAAGCUUUUUGUCUUAGCUCGGGAUAUUGUAAUAUAGAUAAUUUUUGUCUUUUUGUGGAGUGUGGUAACCUUGGUGACAAAGUAAGAGUUUGUAAGACAUUGUUAGUAAGAGAAAAGGAAGCAAGAGAUGAGAAGGAGAGAGACAGAAAAAGACUCGAAGGAAAAAGUUUAAACCAUUUAAACAGAAUUUUGAAUCCUAACUAACCAACUUGUCCAAAGGUAAGAAGCAAUUGUAAAAAACAUUCAACAAUGAGCACACUAUGCAUAAAGCACAUCUAAAUAUUUGAUCACAGGUGUUGCAAAGUGUGGCUAACAAUAGCAGAGCUAGCACCACCAGCCUUUGAUCCUCCUUGCAGACGUUCCAUGUACCUGUGCUGGUUACAUUUUGCUCCUGUCCAUCGUCUGCUCCUCUCACACUCAAACAUUACCUUUGUUUUACCCACAGACUGUAUAUAGAAUGAAAAGCGUCUGCCUCCUCGCUGGGUGAAGCCACUUCUAGGAACAGCACCCUCUGGUGACAGGCUGCAGUAUAGGUCAUAAAUCCCGCCUCCACCAGCAAAGCUUAUAGGGCUGUGGACAAUCUUUAGAAAUUUAUUACACAGAAUAUAAAUUUUUCUCCCCCCCUGGUUGCGAUGUUGACAUGUAGUUACUGUCGGUUGGUUUGUGCUCCAGUCCUCUUUUUUCUGUACAGCUCCGUUUUUAAAAGUUAUUAGGGGGUUCAUGUUUUCUAUGAUUGACACCUGAUACAGCCUAUGGGCAUCCAAGGAUUGCGUAGCUCACCUGGGGGAUACGCUGUUUGAGCCGAGCGUCAUCACAGCGACUCUCUGUGACUCUCCCGCCGAAUGUGCACAAUGCUACUGCGCAAAUGGUGGAGUGCAUACAUUGCUACUGGGCAAUGUUGGUUUCAGGAAAUGGAGAGAAAACGCGGAAAUACCGAGAGCUUUUUGGCUUCAAAUCCAUAUACUGGUGGAAGGCGGAACCAAGUUGUCCAUAGUAUAUACAGUCUAUGGUUUUACCUCAAUAAGCUGGGUCUGCUUUACAAAUUUUUCAAACCUGUUAUUUGCAGUUAAGUCAGAAUCAGCUGGAAACGAGCAGGGUGAAGUCUCUGUACAGUUAAAUUGAGACUCAGCAAAGACAGAUAAAUGGGCAUUCCGCCCCUCCAGGGAAUGUUAGGGACAAGAAAUGAUGGUAUUUAUUUGAUCUGUGGGGGGUAAAUUUCUCUUUACUUUUUAUGUGAACACACUGUCUCUAUUCUGGUUGUCAGGUGGACUGACAACAAUGCAGUACAUGCUGUUUUGCUUACAGCUGGCACACAAUACCCGAGAAGCUGGCAAUUAUUCUCAGAGGUAUAUGACAAAGCAAGAUUACAGCCUCUAAAGUUGUUUUUCUGAGGUUGCAGUUUUGCUGGCUCAUACAAAAAGUGAUGAGCAAUGAUCAGCAAAAUACCAUGUUUUUGUGGAGUUUUUAAGAUUUUGUUUUGUAAAGAUGAGAUGCAUGGAUGUAGAAGUGAACUACUUUUGGCUUUGUUAUUUAAAGAUGGCUCUGUGCAGCAGGCCAAACAUCUGUUUCCGUUCUCUUAGUAUCUAAUCGUAUCUUUUUUGUUACAACCUCUUAGAAAGAACAUUUAUCCCAGUGUACCAUCAUCAUAAGUCAAGUCUGCUUUACAAAGUUUGCAGAGUAUCCUUUUUCUCUGCAGCGAUGAGGAUGAAAGUUCACAAUCUGAGGAAGUUUUUGGAGACAGUUGUUUUUCAUCAGCAGCUGCCAUUGUGCUAUGUAUUGUCCAUCUGUUACUUCCUAGUCACUGUUUUGCAUGUGCAGCUUGAGGGAUCCAGGGGUGCAGCCCUAGAAAAAUGUUAUCAGAGGAGAUGCAGCUUCCCACGUUCUGAUGCAUUUUAACAUGUUUCGAUCCUUUUGUUCAGCUGUAGCACAAAAUACAUAUUGAUCAUCCUUUUGACCAAAAAAUGUCACUGAUGCUUCAUUUCCUUGAGCACAUAAUUCAGAGUAAUGUGUGAACAUCUUUCAACACAAUACCCACGCUGACGCUUUAAGUCUUAUACAACCUCGUAAGUAACUGCAAAAAACAAACAAACAAAAAACAAUAAAGAAAUAACUUUUUGUGGUUUAUGGUUUUUAGUCCAUCAGUUGUUCAGAAAUUCAGAAACUUUUUAUGAUUGCUCUUGAAUUGUAUUGUAUUGUAUUAUUUUGGCUUGGAAACAGACCUGGGUACUUAUUUUGUACCACAAACUGUAAAAAGUGUGGGGUUUGCCAAAUAAAAUUCCUUGAAUCCUUAUAUCAGGACAAAUGUCACUCCAAGUGUGAAAAACUCAGAGGAAGUCUCAAAAUAGCCCAGGGAUAUGUUAAUUCUAGGUGCAAAUGGGGCCGCAAUCGUCAGAGUGCUUGGGGUGGUAAAAGCAACAAAGAUAACAGUCAUAGUGUACCGUUCAUGUUUCUCUCUGCUGUCAUUUAAACUCAAGUACUAACCUGUUGGAUACAUUUCUCACUGUUUGUUUUGUGUGUUUUUAUUGCAGGAUACAAAUGAAAUUGUGGCCAUUAAGAAAUUCAAGGACAGUGAAGGUAAUAAUCCUUAUUACAGAACUAGAAGUCUAGAAAGUCUAGAAAUAAUGUUGGGAGUAGAGACCAGGAGUAGACCUAGCUGAGAAAUUGAACCAGCUUGUUAGUUAUGUUUGUACUUACAGCACUGAGCCAAAGCAGCCCCCAGUGAAAGAACAGCUCUGAUCAUCAAACACUGAGCUGUCUUUACCUUUACCUUUACCUUUGAUGAAGUCACUACAUAUUAGCAUGCAUGUGAUUCUCCCUUUGUCUCUAUGCAGAAAAUGAAGAGGUCAAAGAAACGACACUACGGGAGCUUAAGAUGCUCCGCACACUCAAGCAAGAGAACAUAGUGGAGUUAAAGGAGGCCUUUCGAAGACGAGGGAAGCUUUACCUGGUGUUUGAAUAUGUGGAGAAGGUUUGUUCCUUUGCUCCGCGCCGUUCUUUGACAAGAUAUAACACCAUUAAAAAGUUACAGUCAUCUAGUGUGGUGGCUAUCUUGUUUGCUCCUCUCAUUGUCUUUGUUGUCUUCUUCAGAACAUGCUCGAGCUGCUGGAGGAGUUACCCAAUGGUGUGCCAACUGAGAAAGCUCGCAGCUACAUCUAUCAGCUAAUCAAAGCCAUUCACUGGUGUCAUAAGCACGACAUAGUUCAUCGAGGUAAGGGCUCUAUUUAUUUUUUAUUUUUCAUUUUUUUUAGGGCAAAAAUGUAAACACUGUGAGGAGAGACUGUUUCUCAGCCUUCCAACUUGUGCAGGAAACACACUGCAACUUUUAGCUGCAUACAAAGACAGAUCACAAUUCUCCAUCUCUUCCUGUUGUAAAAAAAAGUAAAACCAAAGCACUCCUUUAGAUGGUUGCUGACUCUGGCAUUCAGAGCCAUGUUGAGUUUUUGCAGAAGCUGGUGAAGCCACACCCCCCCUCUUCUUUAGGUAAUGAAACUGAUGAAUAAUAGAAAAACAUUAUAAAUCCUUCAGUGUUCAUGUAGGAGGUUGGAUCUGUAUUUUAGUCUUUAAUUUCUUUAAAGGGAUAUUCCGGCGCAAAAUUAAUUUAGGGUCAAACACACUGCAACACUAAAUUAGACACCCCCUCGAGAGAUGAAUGUUGCCAGCCACUUGAUUCUCUAGUUACCAACUUGAUUCUCUAGUUACCAACUUUAAUAACAACCGCAGGAUAGCAAUACACAGCGGUCUGAGGAGCCAUAAACAAACCUCAACCAAAACUCCGCUCUAUAGCCACAAAUAUUGUCUGUAGCGAGACCUCAGGCCAGUCCAUUACGGACUGCUGCAGGGUGACGUAGCUCAAGGAGGAACAUUUAUGAUCAUUUCUUCAUGGAAAUGCAAUGUUUGGUGGCUAGUACUAUGGCUGGGACCCUGUAUGUACUGUUGAUGAAGUUAGGUGCUGUUCUGAGCAUUAUUAGUGGCUGUAGAGUGGCUUUUUGGUUGAGGUUUGCGCGUGGAGACAUAGGCCGUUGUGUAUUGCUAUUGUGCGGUCAUUACUAAAGUUGGUAUCACUAGAGAAGCAAGCAGUUGGCAACAUUAAUCUCUCGAGGGGGUGUAUAACUCUGUGUUACGGGUUGUUUGACCCUAAAUUAAUUUUACACCGGAAUAUCCCUUUAACAUGUUUGUGCUAAGGCAAGAGCCACAACUUUACAACAGUGGGUGAUGGUACUGGAGGGUCUUGCAGUCUAGAUCUUGAGAAAAACACUUUUAAAAAAAAGUGGUCACCAGAACCAGCAAAAUAUAAAACCCCUCACAGUGCCUUUAAAUUAAACUGUUAUGAUGAUACAGUUGAAUGAUAAUGUUAUAUCUAAAGCUGCCAGUUCCUGUUAAACAAAGCCACUCUUUUGUAAAGUGAACCUGAUGCAGCUCCACAGAGCAUUUACACCUGCUCCCUGUUUUCUAUUUUAAUUUUAGAGAUAUGAAACAAACGCUUCACAAUCUCAGUGUUAAAAGGCACAAAUUUGAAUCUUAUUGCUCUUACUUAAUGUAACAAGGGCUUUAAAUUUUCCCCUCCAUUGUUCACAAGAUGUGAGCUCUGGGGCAAAUCAGUGGCAGCAGAGCAGGAAACCAGAUGGUCCAUGUGAGCUCCUGGCGAACUGAUGCAACAGAGCGGGCAUCCAAAUGGCCUGUGGUCUGCCCAGACUCGCAUAUGGGGAAGGGGAUAUGUAUAAGUUAUAGUUCACAAUCUGUGAAUUUCUUUGUUUGAUUCCACCUUUCUUUUUGUGCUGCUUUUACUGAAUUAUAAGAACUGUGAAACAUUGAAAUCUACUGAAUGAGACAGCUGACAGUUUGAUGGUAGUGAUGAUGUAACGAUGAUGCCCCCUCAUCAGCUUAUGUGGUGUCUUACUGCCCAUCUGUCUUCUUCCUCCUCAGAUAUUAAGCCAGAAAACCUUCUAAUCAGCUCGGAUGACGUCCUCAAGUUAUGUGACUUCGGUGAGCAGAUCUAUCUAGCGCUUGCGCUCUGAGAGCUUCGAGGAAGGUGGCCAAACAGUCAAAGCUGUGAUGUAAAAGGAGUAUUUUCAACAGAGACUAUAUUUGGCUGGAACCAGUGCUUCUGAGGGGCAGCAGGCAGGCUUCAUCCGGUUCUCUAGAGCUGUGUGUGCAGCCCUCCUCUCUGGUUCUCAGCAGGCGGAUGCAGUGCAUUCUUCCCCUCGUCUCAAUUAAUGAAACGUGUUGGAAAACAAGGGGCUGAUCAUGCUUUGAUUCAAUCUGGUAGCACUACAACAAAACGGGAAACAUGGCAUAGCCAGCGUCAUGUAGGCAAUCUGGAGUGAGAGACUAAAGACCUGCUGUUUGCUCGAUGUCAGCCAAAGGCACAGAGAGAACAAACAUAGGCUAAACACACCCUGCUGGGAAGGUUUUUAUUUGAAACUUUGUCUCACUCUGCGUUUACUUUCAGUUUGUGUUGUUUUGAUUUUAAGUGGCAGGUAGAGACGUAUCUGAACUCUCAAUAUAGAUGCAGCAGCUCUGAUAAAAUUAUUGCUCUAGGUUAAAUGAGACGAGAAAUUCUUCCUUUAUAAGGUAGAAAUGGUUGAAUAAGAGAGACAUCUUUCCCUCUAAUGGUUAAUAUUUCAUGGAGUUCAGUUAGAAAAGUGGUGCUAUGUUGCAUUUAAAACAAAAAGUUUUGCAGAUUUUCUCUUUUGCCUGGAUUUUUACAAGUUUUAUGGUGUGGCUAUGACGCCCCAAGCAGGAGGUAGAAAGGGAAGCUUAGCAUAAAAUAAAAGGACAGGUAGCAUUACUCAGUCCAUUGUUAACGAAUCCACCUUCCAAUUAAUUAAGGGCUUAAAUUUUUAUCAAAAAGAUUAUCUGUUCAGGUGCUUCUCAACAACCAGAACUUAAGUCACUUCUAUUUUAAAAAGGUAAACUUUCAUAUUUCCAUCAGAUGACAAGUGAAAAAUUUGAAGCCUUUUUUGUUGUUGUUUUAUCCUCAAUGAUUAAGGCUUAAUAGCAGUAAGUGUGUCACCAACAGGUUAACCCAAUCAGCUCAGCACCUUUGUUGACAAAUCUGCUGAGAACUGGAGAGGAAGCUAGACUGUCAACUGCAACACGUAGCUCAACCCUACCACACAAUUCAUUUAUUUGAAGAAAUUCUGAUGUAAGCGUUAAUGUUAGAAGAAAUCUGCGCUUUACUUUGCAGAAAGUUUUAUCUCUUUAUUCACAACCACAGCACUGCCUAUAGCACACUGGUACGCUGUUCUGGUGUAUGAUGUAUAAGUCACUUUUAUUUUGCAAAUUUUGAUAUUUCAGUAAUAUCUGUAGACUUCAUGAUUUUAGUGCAUUUUUAUAUAAAAAAAAUGUAUCAUGCUCUUUAUGGGUUGUAUCAGUAUGUAUUUAAAAAAAGAAAGAUGAACACUUUGAAGACACUCUUCUGUUCAGAUUUUCAGAUUUAAUGACUAAAAAAUUGAAUAAAGGGGGUUCAAUAGCAUUCAGCGUUCAUUGAGGCAGGAACUCUGUACGAUGGUGCAUGAGGCAGACUGCAGCUGUAUGUGAGCCGCUGGUGUCCUCUGAUUCAGAAAGGGUGCUAAAGAGCUGUUGAUACCAACAACUCAGCCUUCAUAAAGUUGAUUAAUUUACUGCUUAAUAUUUUUACUCUUCCUGUCAGCUCCCCCCAGGGACUUCAGGCCGCGGUGGAAAAGCAGGAACAAAGGGUCAAGGGAACUAUUUAGUUCUUAAAAAAAUGUCCCCAAAAUUAAAAGUUUCAGGUACUUUUGGUCACACAUUAAGUCCCACUCUUGACAGCAGGAGCUGUCUAAGUUUAUGGGCUCCCAGUUUAUCCAUCUGCACCUCCAUGUAACAUAUGCUCUCCAGUUAGCUCAGAAGUUUUUUCCUCUCACCACAGUUAAUGGCUUGUCAGAAACGCUUAUUUUUUUCUGUUUGGUUGGUUUUUGUUUCUUUGAAGCCAGGAGACCCAAAUAGCUGAUCAAUGUUGCAGGCAUAGGAACGGGUGUGCGGUGAGCUUCAGAAUUAUGUAAAAAUCAAUGGGCUCUCUGAUAGUAAAAUGCAUAAAACCUUCUGAAUAUAAUUUUGACCAACAUUAUUAAGUGUUUGGGUGAAACUUUUUAAAAAUCAGCUGGAGUUGAUAGACCAGAUUCCCCCUACUGAAUAUAUCAAUCUUGUCAUUUAACACUAAAUAGUAAAUACCCAAUCUAUCCUGACUAUCCUAAUAUGACCUUUUCAGUAUUUCUCAGUGAACAUGUCAUGUUCAUACAGAGGCAGUGACAGGAAAUCAGGAUUUUUAGUCAUGAGUCCAUCCAUCCAUCUGCAUUUUCUACCGCUUAUUCCCAUUAGGGGUCGCGGGGGGGCUGGAGCCUAUCCCAGCAUCUUAGGGCGAAGGCAGGGGACACCCUGGACAAGUCGCCAGUUCAUCGCAGGGCUGACAUAUAGAGACGAACAACCAUCCGCUGUCAAUUACCUUACAUGUUGAGCAAUAUCAAGCAUAUACCUGGUACUACAUUUACAGGUCCAGUGCGUCAGCAGAAGACUCAUUUCUUCUCUAUAAGAGCAGCCUUCCCCCUAACUCCACCACUUUAUAACUUACUCUGCUGGUUCAUAAUGAGCGUCCACAGAGGAGCCGCCUGGAAUUAUUUUCAGGUGUCUCAGCAUGUGGAGCACAUCAAAAAACUUCUCAUUAUAAGAUUAUUGCUUCCCUGUCUUCUCUUUCAAGGCUUUGCACGUAAUCUCUCUGAGGGGACUGAUGCCAAUUACACCGAGUAUGUGGCCACUAGAUGGUACCGCUCUCCGGAGCUCUUGCUCGGGUACGUCUGCAGCUUUUUUACUUUGUCCACGGGUUCAUUUACACUGACAUGUACCUUUUCUCAUGCCUGACCUGACCUUAAGUUUGUCCCCCCAGAGCUCCGUACGGGAAGGCGGUGGACAUGUGGUCAGUGGGCUGCAUCCUAGGAGAGCUGAGUGACGGACAACCUCUGUUUCCAGGAGAGAGUGAGAUCGAUCAGCUCUUCACCAUCCAGAAAGUGUUGGGACCCCUCCCACCUGAGCAGAUGAAGCUGUUUUAUAACAACCCUCGAUUCCACGGGCUGCGGGUAACACGCUCUUUACUCAAACUCUUUCUAUGGCUCUUUCUGCUAACCCUAAUGUCUGCAUACCUCUCCUUCUUUUUCUUUUAUCAUCAUUCAGGGAAGCAAGGACACAGUAAACUCACAGUACAUUCAUAGACUGUGUUUGGAUGUGAAUAAAAAAAAUGUUCCACAUCAGAUCCAGGUCCAUCUAGGUCCAAAAUGCUGUUGUGUUUGACUAAAUAAUGCUGUGAUUAUCUCUGUCUCUGUGACAUUCAGUUGUUCUUCUGUCCCAUAGAAAAGACCAGUGCAUAUCAGAGACUGUUCAGAUCCACUUUUUCUAAAAUGAAGUUAAUGUCUCAUGAAUUAGGUUUCAUAAAUUGAUAUAGUGUGAUUUUUAUUCUAAGUAAAGGCUGUAUCCGUGAUCAGCUGACCUUCAUAGUCCGAAUCAGAAGCUAGGCUUACAGUUCCAGCAGAGUAAUGAACGUAACACUCGUAACCUGGAUGAACCUUCUCUUAUUCUCUUCCAGAAGAUCCACAGAAACCGAUAAGGUAAUCAACAAAGAAUUGGAUAGAUAAGCAGGGCAAAUAAUGGCAUCAGUAUGAGUAAAAUCUUAUCGCUUCCCCUCCAGACAGUGUGUGAUCAUGGAUGUAUUCUCUGAUUGGUCCAACAUGCUGCCAUAUUGGAAAUCGGAAAACCGUCCCUGAAAUAAGCAAUAAGUUGGAGAUGAUAUGAGCUUUUAGCCUUCAGGAAAAUAGACACAACUCCCCAAUCUGUCUUUGACCCUGACUAUUCUAAUCAUGCGUAACUCUUAGAUUUAUGUUGUCUUGUUGGAUUUGUUAUAAAAAAAAUAACUCUUAUCACAGUGUGUAGAAACAGAGAAAUGAGCAGUUUGGGUUGUAACUGUACUUUGAUCAGGCUGUACAAAUAAAUAUUUCUGUUGUAAAAUUUGCCAUUUUAACAUGGAACCUAACAAGGUUUCUUUAGCUUUUGGAGCUGAUCAGUGAGCUGCUGAGGGAAACCUGUAAGACACACCUCCAACAUGACAUCAGUGAACAUAAAGGGCUUUAUUUUCGUGCGCGCCAGUGAGGCGACGGAGGGUGGCGGACCCCCCGCAGUUGUAUUUUCGUCUGGCGGAGCCCGGUGUACAGCCAGUUUGGUAUUUUCGUGGACUGAGGCGCACGGAGGCGAGCCGAGAUCCGCCAAGCUGGGCGUGGUGGCGUGGCAGGGGGGAGGUGUCGACAGAAUCAGCGGACGCAGUGACAUUUUCGUGCUCACCAGUGGCGUGUAAAGUGCGCUGAAAGCUUGCCGAUUCAAACCUGGUCAGCUUUCAGCGCAGGCGGAGCGCAGCUGGUCUAGUAGUAUUUUGGUAGAUCGGCGGCAUAUCGGCAUACGCCGAUGCCUCACCGGCAGGUUUCCACAGUGUCAGGCACAUUUCAGUGCAAUAAAUAAUCAUCAACAACUAAUAAUCUGAGUCAGCACAUACAUUUAGAUCUAUAUCGAUAUAUUCUGAUCUAUAUCUGCUCUGAUGAGCGCGUUUGGCACGCGUUUGGACACACAACCUGACCGAAUCAACACAGCUGAAACCGCAUUAAAUUAAAUUAAAUUUAAUAUCUAGUAAAUAAACACACGAUGAAGUGAACUAGAUAUGUAAUUCGUCUCCCUCCUUUUCUUUCUUCCUCUUUUAUUUCUCGCACAGCUCGACCUGGACACGUCUCUGUGUCCUCUCUCCGUCCUGCUGCAGCUAUGGCUGAACAGAUGAUUUGUUUCAAUGCUCAGAUGAGUUAUCUACUUUAAGCCGACAUACGGAUAUUAUAAUAUUCAGUUUUGUGAGCCAAAUUUAUUUUAUAUGCCAACAUCUAUGAAAGAAAGAGCCAGGCCACGGAGCACGAUGCGUCAUUUACGCACAGAUGGUUCCAAUUUUAAUGCCAUUUUUGGAGUUAAUGUUGUGAUCUGUGCGCACAACCCACCUUUGUCACGUGAGGUUUGAAUAUAUGCAACUUUAUGUGAGUGUCUUUAUUUGUGGAAAAGGGUGUUUGUCUUACCAGUGGGUCCAACAUUACACACACCAAAUCCAUCUGUGCUCAUAUGAGAGAGUGUGGAGGACGCCCAAUGCAGCGCUUACAGUGACACUUGUUGAGGAGCUGCCUUCUGUCGCCAUCUUGUGGCAUUACUGUCUUCAGACAUCUCUUGAUCUCUUUGACUACUUCACGAAAAUAGUAAUACGCCUCGCCUGUGGCAGAUUUAAAGGCGAGGAAUGGAGCUUAUGUGAUUGGUGAAAACAGGUCUCGGCUGUGUUAAACCCACUCCCCGCCCUCUCUCCUCCCUCGCAACGACUUACGCCGCUUGGAGGAGCUGAGUUAGGGAGGGGGGAUACUUACGCCGGGCUGCACUGCUCACCAAAAUACCAAAUUGUGCUUGGGAACUCCUUGUCGGCGCGGCGGACCUGACUUACGCCGCACCUGCGGCACGUCUCCGGCGAGGCACGAAAAUAGAGCCCAAAGUGACACCACAGGGGCGUCACCAUAGACUGUGUAUAGAACGGACGCGGUCUGCCUCCUCGCUAGUUGAAGCCACUGUGAGAACAGCACCUUCUGGUGACGGGCUGCAGUAUAGGUCAUAAAUCCCGCCUCCUCCAGCAAUCCUUAUGGAGCUCUAGACAAACUUUAGAAAUUAAUUACACAUAAUAUAAUUUUUUCUCUACCCUGGUUGUGAUGUUGACAUGUAGUUACUGUAAGACUGGUUUGUGCUCAAGUCCUCUCUUUUCUGUGUAGUUCCAUUUGUUAAAGUUAUUCGGGGUUUAUGUUUUCUAUGAUUGACACCUAAUACAGCCUAUGGGCAUACAAGGAUUGCGUAGCUCUCCCGGGGGAUAUGUUGUUUGAGCCGAGUGUCAUCACAGCGACUGUCCCGCCGAAUGUGUACAACGCUACUGCGCACUUGGUGGUUCCAAAAAGUGGAGAUAAUCCCGGAACUACUGAGAGCAAUUAGCCUUCAAAAUUGUACAGAUUUGAUAACAAGUUGGUUUUAAUUUUGAAAGGAAGCAAAAGAUACCUUUGCUGGAUUGGAGUGAUUAAAGUGUUAAUUUUAGUCUCAUUUUAGUCUGUGGUAAUUUUAGUCAGUGAUAUUUUUAAUCAGUGUUUAUUUUUAGUCUUGACUGAGUCUAAAUCAAGACUAUAAAUACACACAGACUGAAAUGAGGCUAAAACUAACACUGACUGGAAUAUUUGAAGGAUUAUUAAGAGAAGGAAAUGUUGUAUGUACCCUAUUAAAAAUGCAUAAGCAUAUACAUUAUCUUAACCUUGUCUGUCACUUUUGUCUUUAGGUCUCAAAUGCACUUUUCACUCCUGCUCUCCUUUGUAGGAAGCCCUGCCAGAGAAUUUUCUUAAGUUGCUUGUUAAAAUGUUUUCACACUUCACAGCAUCAAGUCUCCCCUAUCUUUAAAACUGCAUUGUAAGCUUGGGGAACAGGAUAUGAUAACAAAGCAUGCUGAUCCUAUCAUCCUACUUAUUCUGCCCCACGGGUUUGUGCUUGUCCAGUUAUGUUUUAUUUUUCCGGGUUUGCAAAUGCUCCAUGAUAGAAACAUCAUCACCAACUCAUUGGGGGGAUUUUUUUUUCCACUCUUUUCAGCUGCACUCUCACAUCAGCUCAUACUGUUUUUCUUGCAGAAAUUUUACUAAUGGGGCUGACAGAAAACUUUGAAUAAAGUUUAAGGAAAAAAUAAUAAUCUAUUUGAGUAUGUGCAGCUUACCCCAAAAUUUCUCAGAAGAUAUCGGGAGUUUGGUGCACAUAUGAAAAUAGCUUCUGGUACCAGCAGAGCAAGAGUGAAGACACUGCUCUAUACUACGAUUACUCAAGUGAAACAGACAGACAGUUGUUUAUUGAUGACAGAUGGACGUCUUCUUGUGUCAGUAAGAAAACUAAAAACUAAAAAUGUUGCCCAGGUUUCAUCUAUGUGUGGGAAACACUAGUGGUGCAUCAUCAACUGUAAAAUCUUUACCCCUGCACACCUCUAUUCAGCUCCUAACCUAAGAGGAGCAGAAAUGUCCAUCUGGAGGAGUGGAAGGCAGUUUCCACUCUGUGUUGUUUUUAAGGCUGCUGAUAUACAUUCUUCAUGUGCUCUGAUUUCUGACUGUCUCACAAGGUUCAGUCACAUCUCAACUUUCUACCAUCACUCCCGUCUUGAUCUUCUCCCCAGAUCUGCCUCCCCUCGUUAAUUUUCUCUCUCCUCUCUGUCUCUCUGUCUUAUUUUUUUUUUCUUUUUUUUUCUGCUGGCUGAGUUUGCUUUGCCGUGACUGAUUGGAUGACAAUGAGUCAUCCUGUAUUAUGUAUCCUGUAUGCUCUGUGAAGGAAGGCUGUGAUAAAUCUGCUGUGGCAGCCUGGUGGUACAACAGACCAGGGUCGUCUUUUCCUUCUCCUGUCUGCCCACGCCUCGGGAUAUAGAUACUAAUUGCCACUAUUGUUAAUACCUGACAGUGAAUACCCGCUGAUUAGUACCCUGUCUGAUAAUGCGGCAUUUAUAAAUUUAGGACACUUGGGGAAUAAAAAUUUGUUAAUGUCUGUCGAGAAAUUUUGUUCAGUGAAGCCUAAAAUCCUGCCUUCAUGCCUGAACUGCUGUUUUUUCCCCCUCUACAGUUGGGCAGAAAUUUUUAUUCCUGCUGUAAUUUUAAUAAGAGAGCAUCACCCCGUCAUUGUAUUUCACUAAUCACUGGACGUUCAUGUCUACGCCCCCUUCUCACAGCCAAAUAAUUUUACUAACAGCAGAAAAGAACAUGAGAGUGGAGAUUGGUGUGUGAAAGAACCACACAGGCUGUUUUUUUAUUGAAAUAUUAAUGCAUCAGAGCAGCAAGAAACCACACAACACUUGUGAGUGAGUGAGCACAGGAUGUUUGAUGGUUGUUUUAUCACAUUGGCCACCUACGGUGUGCUUUCUGCAACGCUUGGAAAUGUGUGAUAGAAAAAGAACAGCUUCUGGACAUUUUUUUUCUCUCUUGGCAAACAGCAGAUUCACAAUAGUCAGAAGAAGAAUUUUGUCAGAAAGAGAGGUUGACACAAGAAGAUUGGAUGUGGAGGAAAGCACAUACAAAAAUGAUCUCCGGUUUGAAAGAUGUCAUUUCAGUAGCGGCAUUCGCAGGGAAGCGUUUCAUGGAAGACUGAUCGUAAAAGUCAAAUAUUAUGAAAUUUCUCACCAGAGCAACAUUUUUAUCCCUUUUCCUGUCAAAUAACAAAUCUACCACUGGCAAUCUUGACUCCUUGGUCACACUAACCUGUCCUGUCUUCUUUUCAUAAGCUCAAAAUAUAUCAAAAAUAGAUUUAGCAGGUGCUGUCGGACUCUUGACUCACACCUCUGUUUCAUCCACUCUGGAUUAUUAAAACUCCCCCCACUUGUGCCUCAGUAAAGAUGGUCAUUAUCAUUUACAUUUUUUUUUUUCAAAAUGCAGCUUCCAGGUUAAUGACUAGAGCUCAUUGAUGGUCCCAUAUUUUCCUUUAACUCACUUUCAACCAUGGGCUCUCUGCAUGUCCAAAAUACUCUGGACUGAACUCAUCCAUGUCAUCAGACCUAAUUUUAAAUCUUUCCACAUGUCCUGUGUUGUCUUACUUUCUUUGUUUUAUGGAGUGACUUGUUUGCAUUUUUAUUUUUGUUUAUUGGUUCCUGUUCAUAUCAGAAUGUCAAAGUGAUGAUGCCCAAAAAAACUGCAGUUCCUCAAACAUCCACUUGAGGCUGGCUGCAAGAGUCCAGCAAACCCCAUCAGAGCCCUACUAAUAUCAUUACCAGAACAUUUUAUGGUCAGGAUAAUAGAGGUGGGACUCACUAGUGGUCCCACGAUAUGAUAUUAUCACGAUACUUGGGCCACGAUACAAUAUUAUUGCGAUUUUUAACAUUUUUGCAAUACAGUGAGUAUUGUGAUACAACAUAUUGCUAUUUAUACAUUUUUUCAACUGUUUUUCUUAUGUUGACUUAUUUAAGCUGUAUUUUAUUUUCAUGCAGCACAUCUUACAAACCUUAUAUAUAUAUUUGUUGUACUUUCUCCUGCUCUAUGACGUCACCUCUGCCAACCUCACUGGACAGACAGUUGAUUUUAUUUUUCCAUUAUCAUAGAUUUGACUUCAUUUUAGCAAAUAAUUUGAAAAAAUCCAUACUUGGUCAAUGAGACGAUACGAUAUAUCACCAGACAAAAUAUAGUGAUACUAUGCUGUAUCGAUUUUUUCUUCCACCCCUACCGGAUAAUCAUGAGGUGAAAUUCACUGACAUCAUGAUAGCACUAUGGUGAAUACCAAUCUUCAGUCUUCUGAACCCACAGUUGAAGUCCAAGUCCGUAGUGCAUGUUGCAAAAUGUGCUUUUUGAAUAUUUUAUACUUUUUUCUUGCCAUCACAUGUGCUUAAUAUUCUAUGAUCUCUGAUAAGAUCACUUUAUGAAUUCUAAGAGAGAAAACUGUGACAUUAAAAAAGAGAUAAAACUUGGAAAGUCCACUGCAGACAACAUAGGGUACUAACAGCAUACACAGAUAUUCCAGGAUUAAAACUUCCAACACAGUUUUUCCUUAGUGAUGAUUUAUUGUUAUUUUUUGUAAUCAUGUACACUAUUUCCCUCUGGAACUUGUCUUGCUGUGUUUUUUGGCUGUACUCUAAUCCUCUGAAUGUUUCUUCUUUCAGUUCCCUGCUGUGAACCACCCCCAGACCCUGGAGCGAAGAUACCUGGGCAUCAUCGGUGGAGGCCUGCUGGACCUGCUAAAGGUAUGAGCUGGCUGAGCAGCUCUGCAGCAAGGAUGUUUUUUUUUUUUUUUACAUCCACCUUUUUAUCGGGUGCAGUUUAUUCUUGCUUACUCACUAUGAUCACAAGAUUCUCUGUCACCACAAAAACAGCUUUUUUCACAAACUAGGCAUGUGAUAAUCACAUCAUUUUUGCGUGUGUUUACGUCGUGACUGUACGCUGCCUCUUCACUGCUUCAGCAUCUCCCAGCUCAUAUCCCGGCUCCAGCACUGCUGUUAUUGCUGCGUCUGCACUGUAAACAGGAGCUCCAUGUCAAGAAUGUGGGCUGUGCUGGUGCACUUGCGCUUUUCUCUGUAGAUAAUGACUCACUGCUAACAUAAUGUCAUCUCAGGACUGAAUUCUGCAAGGACAGGCAUGUCUCUCGUUACUACUCAGGCCUUUGGAGUCCAGUUUAGAGAUUCAUGAUGUAAAAAUGUAUGGUAGAUGCUAAUGCAAACCUGGACUUCAUGCAAAGAGUGAAAUUUUGUCUUAUUAGUCAUGGUUAAUGUGGAAGUGGAAGCAGCAGUUUUAGUUAUAUGAUGUCAGAGUUCACAGGUUACCUGUAGUUCACGUAUCUGAAUGUGUCCUCAUAGGAUUCAGAGCUCACUAGAGUCUAUAGAGACAGGUCAUUAAACAUUUCUAUCCAAGCCAAUGUAACACAUCCAAUUUCACAUUAUUUUUUGGCUUGUUCGGUGACUGUAAGACACAAUUAAAUGAAGCAGCAGCCUGACUUUUAUGUUAAUGGCAGUGAGUCAUGACAGCACGACAGUUUCAGUGUGUUUUAGAGGUCUGCAUGUUCUGGGUUUCUCACGGGCUCCCUCUGUGUGUUUCGUGCUGCAGAACCUGCUGCUACUGAACCCGACAGAACGCUUUCUCACCGAGCAAAGCCUGAACCACCACGCCUUCCAGACCCUGCGGCUGGUGGAUCGGCCUGGCCCACCCACACCUACACCUGUCCGCUCCUCCAAGAGAAAACCUCACCAUGGAGACAACACCACCCCCAGCAGGUCAGAGUGGACAUUGCAGCCUGUUAAAGCGUGUCACAGUCUCCCUGUGGCUUACAUGUACAAUUUAAUGUGUUUUUUGUUCUUAUGCAAAUGCAGCCAGUUGUUUUCAGUCCACAGCCCCCCGAGGACUAUUAUCUGCAUGAUGAGCUGCAGUCACUGUGUGGUGACAUUUCUGCACAAUGUGCUGCUCUUUAAUGGAGGAUAGCAGGCAUUUCUACUGAGCAUGGUUCUGCAACAAAUUGAUCAAAAUGUAAUAUGAUUAUCAACAAGAAAACACAAAAGACAUUAGGGGCAUGAAAGCACAAACUGAAACUGAGUAAAGCACUUAAUGGCAUACAUACCAUAUCUACAUACCAGCUAGGAUUUUUUUUGUCUGUUGCAUAAUCAUAAAAAACAAGGCCUGCAGUGAUUCUGCUUCACUGCCAUUCAUUAAAAUGAUUAAGUGAACAACAGAAUUUUUGUUUUUUGUUUUUUGCAGUGAACUACAGUAGCCUUCAUUUGUAUGUUUUUGUGACUGUGAGACAAUUUUAUGAACUGCAGAUGUUCCACAAAAAGUUUAAUUCUGUAACCCCACAAAAUGUUUAAUAGACAUGAUGUUGUAUUGCAGGGCUCUGCUUGGGUAUAUAGAGACAGAGAUUUUCAUUUCUUUUUUAUUUUAUUUGUUCUGUCCAUGGCAGUGUGCAAAGUUUUGCACAAAAUCGAAUUAAGACAUUAAACAUUUUGCACACAUCUAAUUUCUAAAAGGCAUCAGGAAGACCUUUCAUUUAUUUAAAGUGUAUUUAAGUGAGCUUCUUUUCCCCCAGGUCAGUCAUACAUUUUAAGAUUCAGAGGGUCACAUUGUCAGCACAUUAAAUACGCUGUCAAUGCAGACUUAUAUAUGUAUAUGUAUAUGUAUAUACUUAUAAAUGCCAAUAUUGAUCCCUGGGGGACACCAAAGACCUGUUACAGAGUAGCACCAUGUUUUUUUUAAUAGAAAAACAUAAAAAAUACUAAGUUGAAAUGCUGACUGUCGAAGCUAAACAUGGGUUAAGUUUUGAACGGCUGUUCAAGGGGGACACUGUAUUUUACCAAAUUGUGGUAUAACUAUUUAGUAAAAAGAGCGUGAUAAAUACAAGUUUAGUUUAGUUUAGUUUAGUUUAGUUUAGUUUAGUUUAGUUUAGUUUAGUUUAAGUUAGGUUAAGUUAGGUUAGGGAAGGUAGGGGUUUGGUUUGGUUUAGUUUAAUUUAGUUUAGUUUAGUCUCAUUUGGUUUAGUUUAGUUUAGUUUAGUUUAGUUUAGUUUAGUUUAAGUUAGGUUAAGUUAGGUUAGGGAAGUUAGGGGUUUGGUUUGGUUUGGUUUAGUUUAAUUUAGUAAAGUUUAGUCUCAUUUGGUUUAGUUUAGUUUAGUUUAGUUUAGUCUCAUUUGGUUUAGUUUAGUUUAGUUUAGUUUAGUUUAGUUUAGUCUCGUUUGGUUUGGUUUGGUUUGGUUUAUUUUGUUUCUUUUUUUUUUGUUUUUUUUGGUUUAGUUGUUUGCACCAUAUUUUAAGGGAAACACGAUCAAUGUAUAAUUUAUAAUACAGUGCAGGGAGGGAAGGAAAGCCUGGGGGCUUAUACAAAGUCCUCUCCCAUCUGAAAUGAACAUUGAUGGCGAAUUACAGAGUUGGGGGUAAAAACAGCAAAUGAUAGAAUACAAUUAAACACUGAAUAAACAGAAACAUACUACUUUGGUUUCUGUUGGUGGGGAUGUUUUUUGUCAGGGUCAAAUUUGGGUUAGGGUUGGUUAAUUUGCCAUUUUAAAUAGAGAACCAGUGGUUUAACUUAGCGACUACACAACUAAAGCAACUACAACCUCAGCAUAACAGCAUGGCAGCAGUGGAGAAGGCUGCCAGAGUGUGAGGGGGGCUGAAAGUAAUAGAGGCUGACAUGAAACAUUUUAGACACAGGCUAAAAUAAGGGUGUUUUAAAAGACACAGAUCUGAGAUAAGUAAUAAAUUUUUCUGAGUACUAUUUACAGCUACUAAAAUCUACCAGAAGGAUGACUUAAAGCUUGUAAUAAUAAAAAAAACAGAACAUAUAAAGGGGAUAAUUCAUGAAGAAUGGACUGCAGCCACUAAUAGCAUCACAUAUCUGCUCUCUCUGACGGUCCAGUUCACAAAGCAUAUUUACUUUGAUAUUCAACCAUCAACAUAUAAAUACAGUUUUGCAACUCCAUGCAGUUUGCUCUUAUAUCUGAUCGUAAAGCCAUGUUUUUGUCUGAGUCCAAUAUGUCCAAACGUAAGAAAAGGUGCCUGCAUGUGCCAGGGACAGCCCCGGAUUAAAAUAAUAAUUGUAAUGUCAAAGUAAAACUAACUGACAGUUGUGUUCCAGAUAAAAAAACAGAUUGCUGUCAAAAUCCCUGGAAUAUAAAAUUGUCAUGAAACUGAACAGUCUUUAGAUUGAAUGUUUGACAUCUCCUGUUCUAUCAUUUCUACUCUUGCUCAGGAGCCAUGGAGGGAAGAGCUCAGGCGGCCACCGCUCCAGCAGCAGAGAGUGCUCCAGUUUGCCCCGGCAUGACGAUGUCCUCCCCAGCAACGAGGCCUUCCUCAACGGCAACAUGCCUGCAGCCAUCAACCUCAGUCCAACCCUGCACCCGAAGAACUACCAGCCGCAGAUCUACAACCACUCCACCUCCUGCAACAUGGACCUGGCCAGCAGCAACCUGCCUCACCUGCUCAGCCCCGGAGAAGCCAAGGGCAAGGGGGAUUUCGAGAUAACCAUGGGGUCCAAAGUGUCCGACGGCCCUGGAGCUAAGUACCUCAAAUCCAACUUCCGCUCACAGCAGAACCGCCAUUCUUUUGUGGAGGGGAAGACCAACACGCUUCAGUCAGGGGACAAACACAGUCGACACAGCUACAUGGAGUCUCACAGCUCCAACCCCUCCAAGUUUGCUUACCUGAACUUGUCUAAGAGCUACGGCACACUAAGUGACGCCAAAUCAGUGGGGAACUUAAAUGAUGUGCAUCUCUAUGCCGAUGAGCCCACAUCUCGCUAUUUUCCCUCUAGCUGCCUGGACCUCACCGCCCCGGGCAGCCCAGCUGCCCGCCGGAUGGACAGACUAGGACCUGGUGGGAUUAGCAGAGGAAGCAUGCGCUCAGACAGAGAGAGCAACACUCUGGACUCGUCUUAUAGGCGCUCCUCCACCCGUCAUAAGUCCUCAGAGGAGGCCAAGUCACCAGAUACCCUUGAGCCAGGGGAGGGUGGCAUCGAAAGGAGCCACUCUCACUCCCUGUCUGCCCCACAUGACCCUCUAUCCUACGGUCAGGGGUACACAAGUCCCUUCUCCUCCCAGCAGCGGCCACACCGCCACUCCAUGUACGUACGGAGGGAUCAGAGGACACAUGGGGCAGAUGAGGGGCUGGUAGUCGGGCAAGGCGGGCCUACCAGAGCCAGCAGUCUUCAGCUCCUGUCCCCACAACUGCAGCACCGUACACUGCCUCGCCACUCUGGGGGCUCCUCCAGAGAAGAAGACAUGAGUAGGGUCAGUCCUCAGCCCGUAUCAAACCUUUCUGAGUUUAAGGAAAGCCUUUAUGAUCUAAUCGUACCAAAUGCCUACACCAGGCUGUGUUGGAUAACUCUGCCUCAGUCUCAGUUUGUACAGCAGGGUUUUUUUUUUUUCUGGUGGCAUCUGAAAAUAUCACGAUGUGUGUUUCAGUCUUCAGCCAGCUCUUAUCAGCUAGUUUCCCAUCUUUGCAGAGAUAUCAAGACGAGCAUUCGAGCUUCUUCUUCUUAAUCCUCAGGUGUUAAAAGUGUGUUUCUCCUGUUAGAAAAGGAUGUUACCUGUAUGGUCAAGUAUACUGUGCACAUGUAGCCUUAACGGUUUGCUUUGCUUGUGUGUACUUGUAAAUGUGCGCUGCAGAGCUGAGCUCACGUCAUGCUUCAAUCAUGUCUCCAUUAACAGAGUGACCAGGCACCCACUGAGGUCACCCACAGCAGACCCCCAAUAAGGGACUCUACAAGGGACAACACCGCAUCUUUUCACUCACAGCGGAAAAAAAGCGAGGUCCGACAUUCUGCCUGCACCCACCAUUCCCCACCCACAUCCGCACUCUCGGUAGACUGGAUGUGGGUGGAUGCUGCUGUCAUGAACUGCUCUCUCUAUCUCUCUCUUUCUGUCUCUGCGCAUCAGAUGCCUCUUCAUUUUCUCUGUGUGCUUUGCUUGCCUUUAAUGUGACUGCCUACGAUAGCACAGACGAGCUUGUCACUCGAGCAGUUAAGAAAGUAUAUUUAGCUUUCAAAGAUGUUGUCUUAUUGAAAUGACAAAGAGUAAAUCAAUACACCUUCCUUCUAUCGGGUACUAUAUAUAAAUAUAAUCUCAGAUAGAAAGGCAUGAAAGGCAGCCGGCCUUUGGUUUUUUUAUGUGACCUGGUCUUCUGUUGUGACUCAGGUUGGUUUGUAUCAUGACCAGCAAACAGAAGAUGGAGGUUCAUCGAAAGAGAACCGAAACAUCUACAGUGAAUCCAUGCCUCGGAGGGUGGGCAGCUUCUACAGAGGUUGGUUUAGUCACACUGAUUUCUCUUUCUUUCACUGUGCUGUGCAAUCUAUGUUAAAGAAGCAAACACUUGACUGCGUUUACUGCAGUGCACAACAUCAUACAUAUCUGACAAACCGUACACGUUCAUUCACCUGGGCCUGCUAAAAGUGAAUACAGGUGGAUUUUCAGAGACAUUAUUUAAUUUAUGAAGUUACUUAUAACGUAAACUCUACUACAUUUUUGUCCCAGAUAUCAUCAUUGAUGGUCAACUGUUUUAGGAACCCUCCAGAGAAAAUUAGGGUCCUUAUUUCAUGCUAAAUCUGUAGCCAUGUUUGCACAAUGGUGCCUGUCUCAAACAUGUUUGCAGUGUCAAUCAGAUCAUGUUUACCUGGCAUGAUCUGAUGUUAGUAUGUUUAAUCAGAUAAUUACCGCAGCACUGAGGGUCAAUGACACAUAUAUUUCAGGAAGGUCACAAAAAAAAAUCAUUAAAUACAAAAACAUUUGACAACAUAUUUCACAUACAAACAUGACAAACUGGUUAACAACAAAAAACAACAACAAUGAGACAGAUAUACCCGGUUUGUUGUAGUGAACGGGUUGUGUAAAAUAAGUCUAGAGGUAAAAAGCUGAAAAAAGAGAUCACAAAAAUAAAAGACAAGCAGCUAAGAUUGGGUUAAUUAUACAAACCCUUAAUUGUUAUGGCUAUUUACCACCAAAUGCACAGAUUUUGGUGGUUUAAUUGGAGUGGUUGAUAUGCCUUCAUGGUCGUAAGAUGUAAGGAUGAAAAUCAUCCUGAUAGGUGCUAAAAUGUGGAAAUACAGCACUGCCCAUUGAAAAACCCUGACUGGUCAAUACAAAGUAACAAAGUAACAGUACAAAGCAGAAUGCCAUGGAUAAAUAGACAUACAAAUAACAGGUAUAAUGAUGAAAUAAAUUACUCAAACUCUUUGAGAGGGGCAUUGGCCUUAAGAUGUGACCACAAUAUUGUUAAUCCAUUACACUGAAUAACUGGCAUAACAGUACUAUAGUACAUCAGGACACUAUGACAUAUUACUUACAAAAGAAAUCACUAUCAAAUUGAUAUAAAGAAUGAAAAACAGACCAGGCAAAAAUGAAGAAAUGCAAAAAUGUUUUGGUUAAAGCUGAACAAGCAAAACUGAAGUCCAGUGCAGCCUCCUAACUGCAGGAAGUACAACACUGGUGUAAAUGUAGUAUGUGAGCGUGCUAGUAUAUUCUCUGUGGCUCAGUCAUGAGUGGAGCUGAGGAUUGUUUUCAGUUGUGCAUAGGUGAUGGACAAACAAAACCUUUGACCUCAAAUAUAGGCACUAAAGACUUGUUUUUGAGUGUUAUAAGUCAAAAGGUGGGAGCAUCAUAGAUGAAAACACACCCCAUUACUUUAAAACUAUUUCAUUUUUGAGUGGUGGCCUGGAUGUUUGGUGAUACCAUUCCUACCACCAUGAAAAUACAGUAUUUGUUGUGUUUGUUGAACAGUCCCUUCUCCCCGGCCAGACAACUCCUUCCACGACAGCAGAGGUCAGAGCCGAGGCUCUGGAGACGGCCCGGGUCUGACCAACCACUCCAAACGUCAGCCGGCAUUUGAUCCCUGGUAAUUUAUGUUCUGCUCACCACAACAGAGCAGAAUUUAUUUUGUUUUACACCAUAAAUACAUCUUAUAACUAAAGCUAACUUGACAACAACAUAAAUUUGCUUGUUGUACAUUAGUGUUUGAAACAGAUUUGACAUGACAGCUAAAAUCGUGUCUUUAUUAAAGCUUGACUCCACUUGUUUUAUUUCCAGGACUGGCCCAGACACUGUAGUGCUGAACUCCUCUGAACCGUCCAAAGAGAAGGAGAAGCAGGGUUUCUUCAGAGCAAUAAAGAAGAAGAAGAAAAAAUCUCAAAUGGUAACUUGCAUUCAGAAUUAUCCAUGUGUGGAUGCUCUGUUUUUCCUGCAAACUGUACGUCUAUACCUGUCUGUCCUCCCUCUGUAUCCCCUCCUCUUGAUGCUCUGUCCUUACUCAAACCUUUACACAGAAGUAAAAUCAUGUUUCCUUGUUGUCGUGUGCAUCAUGUUUCCCUGUGCCAUCAGUCAUGUGCCUCUUUAUUCCAGAUUCAACCGCCUGACGGACGGCCUCCUGUCAUCAAGAAAUGUCUUUUCCCUCUGUUUAGCCCAAAGAAUAACAUAAAGCAUAGUUCCUCUGUGAGAGUCCUCCCUGUAUUGUCCUCUUCCAUGGUACAUGUUUUACACUAUCCUACUCUCCUCCUAACUCCAUACCGUCACUCUAACACAGCAUGUAAAAUAACAUAACUCACAAAUGCUUAAAUGUUUGGUUUGAACUUCGACAUGAAGGGGGAUUUUGGUACUUUAAACCUGGGCUGUUAUUUACAUAUUUGAGGUCUGAAUGACUAAUUAGUAUUAAAAAAAAAAGUUUGGGAAUUGCUCUGACUCAUUGCUCGGCCGGCAGCUGUGACAAAUGGUCCAAGUUUCUUUUAACAUCCCUGUGAUGAGGACAGGCAAAGCUGGAAAAAAAGUUAUUACUGGUUGUCAGGUUGUGCAUACAUUAGUCGCACUUUUGUAAACAUGGUAUCUCAGGAAAAGCCUCUAGAAUACAAUUUUAUAAACACCCACUAAUACUUGAGAUAGUUCAGGUCUUAUUGGCCCUCAAUUGUGAAACACGCUUGUAACAAUAACACACAAAUAGAGCAUGAAUGGAUAUUUAUUUAUGCUCUACAUAUUUGUGCUACAACAUUAGCUACACCUGGACAACAUAAUGCAACCCAAUACAGCCGUUUUACCAUAAACGUAAUUUUUACAAAGCUUCUACUGUAGAUUUUUCUGUCUUACCAGCAUGAUCACGCAGGUGAUAAUUAUUUUAUUGUUGAAGCUGAAGUGGGUGUUGGCGGUGUACUGAAGUGGGCUGUAUUGACAGUGGUCAAUAUUUUGCUACCCUUGUUUUUGUUAAUGAAGUAGACAAAAUAUAAGGAACGCCUUUCAGUAUGACACACUCAAGCACACCACCACCCACUCUUCAGACAUUAGUAUAAAACACAGCAAUCACUUGUUUGAACAUGUCAACAAAGACUAAAAAUUCAGAAACUUCCUGAAAGCAGGACUUGUGGUGAAGCUGUUUUGUUGGAUUGUGUGUGAAUGCCUGGAUGUUAAUGUUGUUAUGGCUAAUCAUUGUAGUUCAGAGGAGAUAAAAAUAGAAAAUAAACAUCAGUGUUAAUAAUAUUUACUUAAAAAAAAUAUAAAAAAAUAAACAAAAAUAAAAAAUAAUAAUAAUAAUAAUAAUAAAAAAAAAAAUAUAUAUAUAUAUAUAUAUAUAUAUAUGUAUAUAUAUAUAUAGAUAGAUAGAUAGAUAGAUAGAUAGAUAGAUAGAUAGAUAGAUAGAUAGAGGUACUUUCUGUUUGUGUUGAGUUUGGCACCCCCUUUGGACAAAAAUGUACCUCUUAUAUCUCUGCUUAUUUCUUUCUGAGUAUCUGUAAGUUGUGUUUUCUAACAAAAAAUUCUUAUAACCUGAAAAGUAACAGUGAAAAAAUUCAUUUAUUUUGUGAUAAUUAUUUGCAGUCAAAAAUGUUAGAAAAAAAAAAAGAAAGAAAAGAAAAAAACAGGGAUAAACUAGCUUGUUUGACACCGACCCCUUCUCAGCAACUACAGGCUUUAAAAAUUACAAUAUAGAAACUGUUAGUCUUGUUUUUACAGUCUUGUUUGCCUUUGUAGGUCAUGAAGACAUUAAAUUUCAGUCUGUUGCAUCACCAUCAUAAAAUACUCACAUGAACUUACAGGAUAUGAUACUCCAUCUAAAGUAUGUAUAAUAACACAAAUGGACCUAAAAAUGUCUAAAAAAGAUGUAGGUUUAAAAGAAGUGAUGAUAUUCUUCACCCAGAGGGUCACAGAUCUAUUUCUUGUAGUUAUACCACCUUGUACACGUGAAAAUAAGAUGUCCCUGUGACAAAUGGUGGUCUUGAAUUAGUCUGUCUACUGACAGAUCAUAGGUAUCAGUGAACUCAUGUAGGUCCACUGUUGUUAUUAUUGUGAUCACAACAUCUCAGCAGUUUCCAGGGUGAAGAAAAAAACACUUUUCUCUUGAACCAAUCUCCAUUUGCAUAAAACUGAAGAAUUUGCAGUCAUAGUACCAGGCAGGAAUUUUUGCAUAAAAGCAAUCCAGUUUCCAUCUGUAGUAUGAAUAUUAUUUUGGACUGUUCAGCACAGGGAAAAUAGUCUUUAUGUAGAAAAAGUAGGGCAGGUCAAAAGACACAAUACUGUAAACCAUUCGAGGUCCUCAAAUCUCUUUAAAAAGAUAUUUCUGUGCAAAUGCAAGAAGACAUCUCUGUUGGUACUGUCUUAGCCUGCCACUCUUAAAAAACAAGGAGCUACCUUGAUCAGAACAGCCUGAUCACCACUUUAGGCUGAGGCAACCGUUGUACAAUUCCUAAACAUUUUGCACCUAUCAGUCCUUUUAAGUUGAAACAUGUAAAAAUAUGGCCUGGGUUUGGAAAUAUGAGAAUUUCCCUACAGUGGUUUUCUGUGACCAUUUCAUAAGUAUCCAUUAACAUUAACAGUGAGUUGUCAGAACUAACCAAUCAGAUCCAUUCAUCAGCAACAUGAAAAGUACAUCACAUACCUGGCGUUAUAAUUUAAUAACGCUCCUUAUUUUGAUAAGAAAAUGAGUAUUUUAUCAUUUAGUCGCUAAUAUUGUUGAACCCUAACUUCAAAAAAGUCGUGUGGCUAUGUUAAAUGUUGAAAUGAACACAUGAGGAUUUUCAAAUCAAAUCAAAUCAUUUUAAGCCUUUUUAUAUCAUAUCAAAUGCUGAUACAGAACAAUUUCAUUGUUUUAUGAAAAAUAUAUGCCCCUUUUUCAAUUGGGCAUAUAUCUCUUGAUGCCUGAGAGUCUGGGGUCUCUUUUUUGUAUUUUGAGUCACAAUGUUCCAAAUGUUUCCAUGAGGGACAAGUCAGGGCUGCAGGGAGGCCAGUUUAGCAGCAGGACUCUAAUACUACAGUCAUGCUGUUGUAUUACCUGCGGAAUCUGGUUUGGCUUCAUCUUGCUGAAAUGUGAAGGUCUUCUCUGAAAAAGUCAUUGUCUGGAUGUUGCUCCAAAACCUAAAUAUAAUGUUCAGCAUUAUUGAGGCCCUCACAGUUGUGUUAGUUACCCGUACUUAUACUAUAUUAGCUGGUGACAAGCUGGGAGUUUGCAUUCAAGAUUUCGAAGAAGAAUGUCAAAUUUUGACUUCAGUAAUUCACUUAUGGUCAGUCCAUCCCAAAUGAGUUUGAUCCCAGAGAAGUUGCUAGUGUUUGUUAUCUUUAUAGUUUUAGGCCGGGAACCAUUAUUCUGAAAUUGUUGAACUAUUAGCUCACCCAGUCUCUUUCAGAGUGGUCAACCUCUUUCCAGCUUUACCUCUGAGAGACUCAACUUCUCUGGAAGCCAUUUUUAUACCCAGCCAGUUACUAACCUGUGGGGCACUAUUAAUCCACAUGUUUUUAUUAAACAACUUUCUCAGUCUUUUGUUGUCCCUGUCCCAGUUUUAUGUGAGGCACCAAAUCUAAAACAGGCAUAUAUUUUUUAAUAAAACAAUCAAAUACACUUUUAAGCAUCAAGCAUGAUGUCUCUGCAUUAUUAACAUUUACAACGGGUUUAAAUGAUUUGUAAUCCAUUAAACUUUAUCACUGUCAUUAUUCUAUGACAGUCUCAGCAGGCUAUUUUGAAAUAUAGUCAUAUAUUACUCUCAGAUAUUCCACUUUAAUAACACACAGAGUCAUGUCCUCAUAAAGAAUGGAUCUGCUUGGUCAUUUUUUUGUGCUUUCCAUGUGAUUCAGAUCUGAUUUCAGUCACAGUCCUAACUGCAUGUGUCCUGUUAUAAACUGAGGAUGAACCAAAGCUUUUAUUUAGGCCUUGCUUAGGCACCUUAAAUCUAUUCCACAUCUCAAGCCAGGAUUUGAUGGAAAAAAAAACAUCCACUAGGAUGGAUAAGAAGGGGUUAAAUUUUUCACACUGUUCAAACAUUUUGACCUGAUGAAGUGGCUGCCAUCUCAGAGUAAUGGUUCAAGACAAGACAGGUGUCUAAGAUCUUUCUUUCCCUCAUACUUCUAUUUUUAUGUGACAGUCUGUUCCCUUUCUGAGAGGGGGUUACAGAUGAUGGCAGCACAAAUAAACACAAUCUGGCCAUGAAAAUUCAGGCAGGCAGACUCAGAGCUGCUGGGAAAUCGCUCUCAGAUUUCUGCAUAAAGAUUAGAUCUUUUGAAAAUACUGAGACUUCAGAUGUUUCACGGAUUUUUAUGAAUGUUUGAAAUCAUCCUCAGAACUGAAUCAGUCAUGAGCAAGACCAGUCUUCUCCUCCUCUUUCUCAUUUUACCAAACUCUCUUUUUAGCUACAUGUGCAUGUUGUGUUCUUUUGUUCAUUUUUGUGACCAAAUAAUAAAAAGUCCAUCUCAUGACGGAGAGCAAGAAAUACUCAAACCUUCUGUUGACCAGCUUUGAAGCUUAGAUAGAGUUCUCAAUAGAGCCAACGAAGGGCUUUGUAUUAAAUAAAUUGUAAUUUAAUUGUAUAAAGACAAAUACAUAAAGAAAUUAAUGAGUACGCUUUAAAAAGUGUUGAUAAUUUAGUACAUUUUGUGAGCUUCUUGUUUUCCUUUGUGUUGUUUGGACUCAUUAUUUGGUCAAAUGUGUGAAUAAUCCGUUUACACAGAUGAAUAAAUAUGUAUACUCGAUGUGUGAAAGGUUCCUAAUGAAGGGGUGGAUACAGUCAUCCAGAAGUCCUCCAGGUCUGGCCACUCAAGCAGCCGCCACAGAUCCAGGGACAAGAGCAGAGACCGGGACAAGAGCAGAGACCGGGACCAAGACCGGGACAAGGACUGGCCUCCUGAGAAACUCUCUGAUUCACACUCACCGGUAAGACUGACAGAGAAGUUCUUCAUUUUCAAAUAAAACAAAAGAAACGGCAGCUUUACACAUGAAACACACACAUCAACAAUCCUUAACCCAUGUGUGGCACUUAAAUAUAAUGAAAUAUAUGACACAAACAUAAACAUUAACAGCACAGAGCUCAAACACUGACACUCAUUGAUAAUUGCUCUACCCAUGUUUUUUUUCUUAAGUUGUAUCUCUGCCUGUUUGUUCUUUUUGUUAGGGAGAAUACAAACACCAUUGUUGACCAGUAAACUUUAAAUUUCAAACCAGGUUUAAGUAUAAAGGCCACAGAUUGUUUGUUUGGCUAUUAUGUCGCUUGGCUGAGGCUGCACAUGUAGUCACCAGCUGUUAAAACCCGGGGUAAGACUUGAACAUGCCUCAGUGUCCUGUUUAGGUUUCACAAUACCAGAAUGUGGGCCUAUCCUGGUUUCUAAAUCUGGAUUUUUACAUGCACAAACAGAUACAUGGGAUACCGAAAAACCAGAGUAAAACCAGGAUACUCAAGUCCAUGUAGACAUACUUGUGGCCUCACCUCAGAGAAGGUCCAGAGAUGGUCUAAAUGGUGAACCUGGUAAGGGUCUCAAGUUUGGGCAAUUUAACUCUGGUGUAUCUAAAUAAGAACAUAGUUAUAUCAACACCAGAAACUUCAUGAAAUACUUUUAAAUUUUUUAUUUGUUUAUUGCUUGUAACACCAGGAUUUGUUCUUCUCAUUUGACUUUUCUGGAUUGGCGAAGUAGCAUUUCUUUCUUACAGUGCCACAGUGUGAGAGGAUAGGUGUGUUCCUUGUGUUGAAGUAUCAGUACCUUACAGAGCCCACAGAAGAAACUCAGCAAAAUCCUUUAAAACUUUUGCAGGAUCCCAAGAAACUUUUGAAAGGUUCCACUAACUUUUGUAAGAUCCAAGUAAACUGUUGCCAGAUCUUUUGUGACCAUCCCUUUAAACUUGUUGCAAGAUCCGUCCAUUGAAACAAAUUUUUUUUUGUAGCUCAAAAAAAACUUCUGCAAAUGUCUGAAAAAAGUUUGCAUGAUUCUGAAACACUUUUUUAAGCUCACUGAAAAGCUUUGUGAAUUCCUCUGAAACUUUCGUCAGAAUUUUGCUAGACCUGUAGGAACCCUGCUAGAUGUUCAGUGACUUUCACACAAUCCCUUUUUCCAGGAUCCAUGGAAAAUUUUUGCAAGAUCAUCGGCAUAUGUGCCCCAUAUACUGCGGAACAGCCACACAGAGGGUUCAAGUGCACAGUCAGCAUCCCUCCUUUACUUCACUCCCUGCUCUCUCCCGGUUUUGUGCUCUAUCAACUGUCCUUAUUUCUAAAUAAAGGCACGAAAACGCCCCCCCAGAAAAAUUUAAUAAAGGAGAUCUUGCAAAAGCUUGUCAUCCAGUCAAAUUUAUUGUUUGGAUCACAGACAAAGCUCAAAAUACAUUCACAGAUCUGGCCAAUACAGGUCACUGACUCAUCAGCAGCUUUAUGACUCUGACUCUUCUUCCCCAAGGAACACAGGGGGUUUACAUCCUGGUAACUCAACUCUUGAACCACACAGUGACACUGAAAUUUGCAAUUUGCAAACUUGCGCACUCCUAGAUAUAGGAUGUCUUUGAUUGUAAAAAGCCUCGACAGCUUUUUGUUUUGGACUGUUGCACUGAAAUAUGUUGAUCACCUGUAAUUUGUCUCGCCCCUCUCAGAGUCAGCCACUGAAGUCUCUGCGUAAACUCCUGCACCUUUCAUCCUCGUCCUCCAAUCAGACGGCUUCGUCUGACAUGCGCUACCAGCCGCUGCCAAAUCCAGCCUCCUCUCAGGGCGGAUUCACAGAGAGCCGGGGUCACUCAGGGGUCAGCACGCCCCAGCUAAAGAGCCGACAGUCCGCCUACCCGCUGCCCGGACAGCUGGAGUCUAACUGGCACUCGUCUGCUCUGGGCCGACCCGAGGGAAACCCCUAUCCAGAGCAAAUGAGCAUCAAGGGAGGCCAGAACGGGCAUGGCUUCGGACGGCCCUCCAGGUCCCGUAUGCCAAACCUGAACGACCUGAAAGAGACGGCUCUGUGAUCUCAGUCACUUUACAGCUCUCAGAUCCACUUCAGACUCUUUCUUUUCCCCUCUAUUGCUCCUACAUGCUCCCUCGCUAAACAGCACAUCUGCAACACUCACACACACACAAACAUAUACUCUACACACACACACACACACACACACUAUUCCCUCAGUUUUAAACUCUGCUUGCAAACAGGCCAAAAGCCUUUUUAUGUCUUAAUUUUUUUUAAAGCUUCCAUGUUUGAUAGACUUUAUAUUAAUACUUCUGUAAUUCUGAUUAUAAUUUGUAUUAUAAAGUAAAUAUAUUACAAAUUAAAUAUAUAUAAAUGGAUAGAUGAAGUGUAGAUUUUAAGUGUAAGUAUUUUUGUUUCUAUUGGAUAUAGAAAUAUAGUACAUUUUACUGCGUAGUAUUUCCUUAAGACUAUCUAAGGCAUUCUGAAUCAAGUUUUAUCAGUUGUUACAAUAGAGGUCGGUAAUGUGGGUAACUUUACAUUGUGUUCAUCUCACAGGACUCAAAUUCUCCAUCAUCAGAACGGUUACAGAAGCUGAAAUGUGCUACUACAAGUCAAAGCAGUUUUGUUGUUAAAUUCUAGCUGUAGUGGAGUUUUUCUGAGUUGGCACUGACAAUCUUUGAGGCUUCAAUAUAUUUGUUGUUUUAAGGGUAUUUUAGGUUUUUAUGUCUUUUCUUUUGUUGUAAUGCAGCCAUUUUAGACACUAUGGUGCCAUAAACUGACUGAAAUCCUAACCAACAUCGCCCUCUGUAGGCAAAAACAAAGCACUGCGUUAACUGUCUGAGCUCACCAUGCGCUAACCUACAUUUUAGGCACUGAAUUCUCCUGCACAGUAUGAGUAGAUGAAUAUAAUCCAAACAAGUAUUAUACAAUUUAAGCUAUGAUUAAACAUCAGUCAUCACAAAGAGAACAAGCAUAUUAAUAUUCCUCCUCAUACAAACUAUUACAAUAAUCCUAACAAUAGAAAUGUAAUCUAAAGUUAUUUACAGAAAUCCUUACUUAUAUACAAACAUUAUGAAGCACCCUGAAAGAUUAUUAACACAGUAUAAACUUCAAGGACCCAGUUAACGGCUCGUGACAUCCAUAAAAUAAUGAUAAUGAUAUUUGUUUGUGCUCAUUUCUCACUUGAAGAUUUCACAUGAGCGACUUCUCGUGUUUCCUUGUGUUUAGUCAGUAUGAUGAAAGUACAAACACAUCCAUAAUAUUACACUCAGUCUAACUGCUGUAAGAAUGUGGUUUAAAAACCAUGUAUUUUUUUUCUCAUUGUUGUUUGAUAGCAAUUUUCACAGCAGCUAGAGGAACACAAAAGCCAUUCUGGAUGUUAAAGUGCAGUGAUUCCCAACAAAACUGACAUGUCAGACCAGCAUAACGAGCAAAUAAGCAUUAGUACCAUCUUUAAUGCUUAACAAAAAAAUGGAGAUUAUUUGACACUGAGGGCUGUUGCAAUAUGCCGGUAAUCAUAUUUAUUAAAACAUGAAAUAUUGAUUUUGUGUUGAAAUAAGCAAACGAUAAUACUGAGAGUUCGUAGCAGGGGUCCUUUACAUCAUAAAACAGAAGAGAGAUGAAGAGGAAACAGCAGACCAUUCGUCACUGGCCUGAAGCAGCUCUCAGAGAGAUGAUUUGGCAUUCUAAAAAGUGAAAGUCCAGGAUGUUUUGUCAAUCCAAAUGCAGCAUUAGGGCUUGUACCUCUUCAGGUUAUUGAUUAAUUUAUAACAUUUAUAUUUUAUAACUAUUCUGUUCACUGUUCAGAUGCAGACUGCAGUUCGAGCUACCAAAAUGAAAGCAUGGUUUGAUUACAGUGUGGGAAAUGAAGCAGACCAUAAAAUAUUAAAAUGAAACAUGCCCAACAAACUUUUUAUGAGGUUUGCUGUGAUUUAUUUUGUUUGAUACCUUACCCCCUCGCUUAAAAAUUUCAGCACAGAAACACUGAUCCUUGUUGCUGAUGGUUUGAUUCACUUUUCUUGAUCACGCAGAGAAUAUGAAUUUCAGUCGAAUUUCCUCACAGUGAAUUUAAACACGAUCUUACGAGGCAUUGAUUUAUUUUCCCAACAUGAGUUCAAAACGUUUUAAAGGAGUUUGCACCUUAAAAGUAAAAUGUUAUGCACAUUUUGUCUUUAGUCUGUUUUAAAGCUCCUGUGAGGGACCUUUGAUCUGCAUGUACUCCGUGUUGGGAAUCUCUGCACUUGUGUAUUUCAAACUGGUUGCACACACUGAUCCACUUGGACUUUGCUUUUGUUAAAUCUUCAUUUUGGACCACAUUGGGGGCAGAGGCUCUGUGCUGUAAAAUUGUUUUCUGUCAGGGUUGAAGUGCCAUGAAGGUAGCUUAGAAAGAAUAAAUCCUAAGCUUUUUAAUGGUGCACUUUGGAGAGUAUUUGUGGCUCAGCAAUAUUGCUCUGACUCUGUAAAUUCUUCCUCAUGUCAUGUUCAUCAUGUGUGCGGUGUGUGGAGACUGAAACAAACACGCUGAGUCCAACAUUUCAGUAUUGUAUUGUGUAUUGUGCAUCUGUAAGGACUGUGCACACUGUACCUGACACAAUACAUCUCUCUCUUUGGGUUUUGUUUUGCUGAAGGAGCACCGUGUAUUAUAUUAAUACUGAUGUGUGACUACUUGUUUGGUAAUAUUUAUAACAGAAGAUGUUUAUCAGCUGUUUAAAUGAAAUCAAGUAUUAAGUUUGUGCUUUUAUUACACAAAUUAGUAGCAUAGUCAGUGUUUAUCUGCUUUUUUUCAACAAAGCAUUUACAUGAGAACAUAAAGCCACAAAUGAAUGCUUAACAAUUUUAGAUUAUUCAUGUUUACAUAUGUAACAGUAAAUCUCCAAUAAACAAAGUUGAUUUGACUCUUGUAACCUGCAGAAUCUUUUUAUUAUUGUUUGCUCUGAUUCACAUGUAAGAACGGUAUUAAAACAGAAAUGAAAUCUUU